UUUAUCAAGGAAUUCUUGAAAGGCAGCAAACUCUGAUUUGUCUUAUUUCCAUGGGAGCGGUGUGGUAGGUUUGGUUGUGGCCAAUGUCUUCCUUUUUGCUCCUAAAUCUCUUGCUUCUCAUCCAGCCGGCUUUUCAGGUAUCAGGUAAGCUCUUUUUCACUUCCAUCACCAUUGUGAACUUAGCACUAGGUGCAUUUUUAACUGUUUACUUUUAAAGCAUCUUAUGGAAGCUAAAGUUGUACUAUUAAAGCUAAAUCAAUGAAAUUUCAGCUACAAGGAUAAUUGUUUAAAAGAACAAAAUGCAUUUUAAACAUGACAACAAUACUAUGGACCACUGAUAAAUACGGCACAGCGUUGGAUAGUUUAAAAUAAACUACAGAAUUAGCAUGAGAGGCAUUUCUCUGUUCUCCAUCAAUCUUAUUGCCUCUUAUUCUGAAUCCUUGUAUUAUCAUUUUACCAGCAGUUGUCAUAUUGGAAGGUAUGUGAAACAUUCUCUCCAUGUUCCUGUUAUUUUUCUUAAUUUUGCAGAUAGUGACAGCUUUCUGAUAUAUAAUGAAAACACCAAACUCUGUAUACAAUCUCAGAAAUCUCGUUCCAUCAUCCUGGUCAACUGCGAUGAGGAUAAUGAGUGGCAACAUUUCAAGUGGGUUUCCGACGACCAGGUUUUGAACAUGGCAGUGAAGUUAUGCCUGGCAGUGCCUUCCAAGUCAAACCUGGUUGCCCUCACCCUCUCUCCCUGCAAUGAGACGAGUGAACUUCAGAAAUGGGAAUGCAGAAAUGACAGCCUCCUUGCACUCGAACAGGGGGAUUUGUUUUUAAAUCCCGAAGGUGGCCAAAAAAGCCGUCUUAUACUUUCUAAAGUAGCCACCAGCAAGAGUACCUGGAAGAUCUAUGGAACGAAAGACAGCUUGUGUUCCAAGGGCUAUGAAGGUAAGAUUAAGAGAAUCUGUUCUUGAUGAUCAGCUUGUAUAUGCAGUUCAAGCAUGUUGCAUCUGGGGUGAAAAUAGACAUGAUGCUACUUGCAUAACUUCAAAUCAUGUCGAUAAACAACCCAAAUUGGAUAGCAUUUGGAUUUCAGCCACAGGUUUUCCCCAACCCUACCUAUCAGGUUCACUUCAGUUGAAGAUAUCAGGUUCACUUCAGUUGAAGUGGAAGGUGCAUCCAUGUAUUCAUCCAAGCAUGCAAAGGAAUGGAUGCUGAAAACUCCAUGGAUGGUGGAAACUGACAGACACAAAAAGUGCCUGUGUGUAUCUGAGCAUUCGUGGAGCUCUUGUAUUGAGGACUUUGUCUUAAUCAUUUCCGCUUUGCCUAAUUCUGUUCUCACCAGUAUCUAUCCAGUUUUCUCACCGGUAUCUGUCCAAUUUCUUUCAGCUCUGUAUACCUUAAGAGGCAAUGGUUUUGGAGCCCCCUGUGUGUUUCCAUUCAAGUAUCGGAAUAAAUGGCAUGCUCAGUGCAUAAGAGAAGAUGAUGAACAUAGACAACUUUGGUGCGGAACAACUGCAGAUGUGGAUAGAGACUCUUUACGCGGAUACUGUCCAGUGAAAGGUAAACACUUAACAAGGUUUUAUUUCAGGCCUUACUUUCCCACCAUGUGAUUGCUGCUUAGAGGAAAGUUUCUCCUACAAAGAGAAAAGGGAAACUGGUGCCAUUGCCAAAUUGUGCAACUACAGCAGAAAUGGGUGGGGGACACUUCCCCCCCUGUGAGUCAAAGCAAAAUCAAUCGUCCGUAAUGUCAGGGCUCCCCAACAGAAUCAGGCCCGCAGUUGUUCAUUUGGGAGGAUGAAGUUCCAUUCAGAUCAAAAUUGAGUUCUGGAGCUGUGGUGGAGAGUCACUGAAUAAAGGACGCAGACAGAUUACAUCCCAAAAAUUAGGUGUUUGCUGGGGAGCAUCUGAGAGAGGGAAAGAUUUUGAUAUUGUACCAAACAUGCAGUGGCAGUUUCCUUCCUUGAGGCAAGGAAAUCAAAGCAGAGGGGAAAUGUCUCAGAAGAUUUGUGCUUUUUGAAAUUGCUUGUGUGCAGUUUUCAGGAUGUGCUUAUACACUGACAUUUAAGCCUGUAACGCAGGGCUCUCCAUUCAUCCAUACAUUGACUCUAUAUGCCUUUAUAUGCAUUAGGUGUCUAUGUUUACAAGCAGAAAGCCAAUUCACAAAAACUAGCCUAGAAUCUAAAACGCUGAUUGCAUGUGGGGUUCCAGGUUAUUUAUAUGUGUAUGUAUAUGUGUUGGUUUCUUCCUUGGAUGCAACACGAAAUGCAGGAACACUUGUAGGAUUAAGGGGCAAUGCCAGUGGUUCUCCCCGUGAUCACAUAAGCACCUCUAUUUCUGCAUACUGUUUUGGGUAUUCUUCUGAAAAGUGGCAUCGAGAUUAAUAAAUAUUCAAAUAUCCAUCACUAGAAGAUUUAGCUUCAUCACUGAUAAUUUGAUGAUUUGACACUCACGUUUACAGAUGACCGUGAUGAAUUAUUCUGGACCAGAAACCAAUGGACAGGGGAUCUCUACCAGAUCAAUUACCUCUCAGUUCUAACAUGGUACCAAGCAAGAAAAAGUUGUCAGCAACAGAAUGCAGAAUUACUGACUAUCACAGAUCUACAGGAACAAGCGUACCUGACAGGUAGGACAUAACAAGGCAUGCCUGAAGAAGUGAUUGGUAUCAUUUGAUUUCUGCUAGUUAAGAAAUGCUGUCUAAACUGUAAGCAGACACAUUACAUGGCAUAAUACUGAAGUAUCCUCCCACACAGUACAAGGCGAUUUAAUUUAGAUCCAGCAUGCCGGCUGAAAGCAUUCAUCUGAUUAAUUUCUUCUUGGCACAAGAAGGAAAGCUGGGAACCCUAGUAAUGUUGGAAUGAGUUUUUUGUUUCACCCCACCCCAUCCCCACAUCGUAAAUAUACACCCCCCCGGCAACAAAAUGCAAUUCAACCAAUUUUUCUUUUCCAUAAAUAGGAUUAAUAAAUGAGAUAUCUACUUACUACUGGAUUGGUCUGAACGCUUUGGAUCUUGACAAUGGAUGGCAGUGGAUUGGCAACCAUCCUUUUAGAUAUUUAAAUUGGUCUCCAGGUGAGUGAGCAUCUACAAUGACAUCAAUACUGAAAGCCACCCCCAUUUAACAGUCAGUCACCAAUGUAAAGCACUUUCAAGGAUUUAUUGGUGGUUUAAAACCCAGUGGAUAGUGCUUAAAGUAAUUCCUUUUAAAUAGUCCAGGUGGCAUUUGAAAAUAACUCUUUGUGGUCCAGAAUGCAAUUCCUGCUGGGAUUAGGCAGAACCCAUCUCUCACAUUGUUAACAAAGGCUUUUCAAACUGUUGUACAUGUACAUUUAUUUAUUUCAUAACAUUUAUAUAAUGCUUGAUUGUAGAGAACAAUAAAAAGUGGUUUACAAAACCUACGAGUGACUAUAGUUAAGUGGCUAACUUACUGUUGUGCUAUGCUGUUGACUUUAAAAUAUAUUGUUUUGACUAUGUGUGUAAAAAGGUUUUUAUUAAAGGCGGAUGAUGAUAUCUUCUAAAGGUGGAGUCUUCAAAUAAAUCAUAAAUAAAAGUAGCACAGGACAUAAACAAUGAUCGUUUAUAUCCCUCUUGCUUAAAGGCAGCCCAUCCCCAGAAACAGAAAAAAUCUGUGGAUCAAUGCAGUCUACAAAUGGCAAAUGGCAGAAUGAAAAGUGUCAGCAGAAACUUGGAUACAUUUGCAAAAAAGGGAACUCUUCAUUGGAUGUUUCUCUUAUUCCCACAGGUAGGAGAUUAAACCGAGAAUGCUAUUCAUUUACCAAACCAAAUUUCAAAAACCUAUUUCUAGUAAUGGAGGUUUUUGCUAUUUGUAACAUUGGGGCAAUCCUUUGUUUUGGAUGGAGGGGAGGUUGUAGUCUCCGCCUGCCCCUCCAAACACUGGGGUAUCCCGUUAAAUGAAUCGGGGGGAGUGGCCAUAUCCGCGGGACCAGGCGGGAGCAGGGCCAUAGCCACUCCCCCAGAUGGCGGUCCCUGCAGGGGACACCCUAUUUGAUGUAAGUCUAGGAACCCCUGUCUGGAUUGACUUACGCAUCACUUCCAGGCAGGCCGGAAGUAUUUCGAUUGCCCCAUGCCCAAGCCAAACCUCCUUCAUCUGUAUUCAAUAAAGUUGUGGCCUGUUUUGACCAAAAACCCAGUCUUAUUGGUCUCUUAUUAUACAGGUUGGGGUAUGGGAAGUCCGAUGCCCGGUCCUGCAAUGCUAUUCAUUUACCGAACUAAAUUUCAAAAACAUAUUUCUAGUAAUGGAAGUUUUUGCUAUUUGUAGCAGUGUAUGCAAUGCCAAACAUUUCAUUGGAUUGAGAUGCCUGAGGGUAUUUUACUAGUAGCCAAAAAUAAGUUAUCUAUCAGGAAAGAUCUCAAGCAUGGUCUAAAGGCAUAUUUUGCAGAAACCUUGCUAAAGCUAUAUUUUAAUGUAAACUACUGUGAUAUUGGUGAAAGGAGAUAUGUUCUCAAGUUGAUGUCAGGGUAAACAAGAUGAUAGAUCCUAUGGCAUGUUUCCUCAUGCUUCUAAUGGCUCAUUAUCUCCCGCAAGUGAAAUGAUGCUUUCAGGUUUAAUUUCACCAUUUCAUGCAAUAGAGGAGGAGAUCUUCAAACUGGUUGCCUCUCCCACUUGCUCCACUAUGCAAAACUACGCAAAUUCAGUGUGAGUGACCCUAUGUUGAUUACCAUAUUGGCAAUAAUAUCUUUGCAGGAUGAAACAGAUCACCCUGUCUUGUUAAUACUGAUGUCUUGAUUUGCCUCUGCUGAAUUCUGUAUAUUUUAAUUAAGGAUGUGAGUCAAUGACACUGUAACAGCAAAUAAUUCCUAUUUUUUAAAUCCAUUAAGUCAUGCUGCCUUGAAUAUUAUUAUUCUCUUUUUAGAUGGCUUAAAGCCUAUAAAAUGUCCAGAUGGCUGGGCUGCAUAUGCUGGCCAUUGUUACCGCCUUAACAGACACCCCAAGACAUGGAAAGGGGCAUUGCUGUCCUGUCGAAGGGAACGUGGAGAUUUAUUAAGUAUACACAACACUAUGGAACACAGCUUUGUCAUUUCACAGCUAGGCUACCGUAAGUACAUCCAGCAAGUUCUGCUUUCCUGUUGUUUGAUGUUUGUGUGAGUAUGAGCACAACAAGGCACAAGCCAGUUAAAUGUGAGACAUGGCACUGCCUUCUACAGCCUUCCCCAAUUGUUGUUGUUGUUUAGUCGUUUAGUCGAGUCCGACUCUUCGUGACCCCAUGGACCAGAGCACGCCAGGCACUCCUGUCUUCCACUGCCUCCCGCAGUUUGGUCAAACUCAUGCUGGUAGCUUUGAGAACACUGUCCAACCAUCUCGUCCUCUGUCAUCCCCUUCUCCUUCUGCCCUCCAUCUUUCCCAACAUCAGGGUCUUUUCCAGGGAGUCUUCUCUUCUCAUGAGGUGGCCAAAGUAUUGGAGCCUCAGCUUCAGGAUCUGUCCUUCCAGUGAGCAAUCAGGGCUGAUUUCCUUAAGAAUGGAUAGGUUUGAUCUUCUUGCAGUCCAUGGGACUCCCAAGAGUUUCCUCCAGCACCAUAAUUCAAAAGGAUCAAUUCUUCAGCGAUCAGCCUUCUUUAUGGUCCAGCUCUCACUUCCAUACAUCACUACUGGAAAAACCAUAGCUUUUACUAUACGGACCUUUGUUGGCAAGGUGAUGUCUCUGCUUUUUAAGAUGCUGUCUAGGUUUGUUAUCGCUUUUCUCCCAAGAAGCAGGCAUCUUUUAAUUUUGUGGCUGCUGUCACCAUCUGCAGUGAUCAUGGAGCCCAAGAAAGUAAAAUCUCUCACUGCCUCCAUAUCCUCCCCUUCUAUUUGCCAGGAGGUGAUGGGCCCAGUGGCCAUGAUCUUCAUUUUUUUGAUGUUGAGCUUCAGACCAUAUUUUGCGCUCUCCUCUUUCACCCUCAUUAAAAGGUUCUUUAAUUCUUCCUCACUUUCUGUCCUCAAGGUUGUGUCAUCUGCAUAUCUUAGGUUGUUGAUAUUUCUUCCAGCAAUCUUAAUUCCGGCUAGGGAUUCAUCCAGCCCCAAUUAAUUCAUCCAGCCCUCUAUAUGUUUUGAACCAAAGCUCCCAUCAACCCCAGCCAGUGUAACCAAUGAUCAGGAAUGAUGAUUGGAGUUUGAAGUCCAAAAUAUACCAGAAGGUACCAGGUUGGAGGAAAGCUGGGCAUUAGAUGCUGUCUAGUUGUAGAGCUGCAUUUCAGGACUGAUGGUCCCCAGUGGAGUUUGCUAUACUCAAACAUGCGUAAUUGGAAAGGAGGGGUGAAUAGUUUCUUCUGCUGCACUUAUACACCACAAAGCUGUGUGUGGUAGGAUCCUGUUCAACACCUUCAAAAAUAAAAUCUGGAAGCAAACAAAUAAGAUACAUUUGUGUUUUUAGAGCCAACGGAUCUUCUAUGGAUUGGACUAAAUGACCAGAAGACUCCGAUGUAUUACGAAUGGAGCGAUGGCUCUACAGUGAGAUUCACCAAGUGGCAGAAAGGAAAACCCACACAAAUUAAUGGUGUGCAAAGCGACUGUGUCAUCAUGAAUGGAGAGGUAAAAAAUAUGGAACCUCUAAUAUUGUCAGGAGCUGGAGUCAGGCGUACAUCAGCAAUGAAACAAUAAAGCAUCCGAUGUCAGUGAAGUUCACUUUGAUUCAAAGAAACAAAACCGCUCAGUCCUAGUGGUCACAGCAACCCUUCCCAAUAGGUCUUGCCCCAAUGAACCAGUAGCGAGGACUGAAGUUCCUUGCCUUCCCACUGCUUUCUAAGGCUCCCCUCCUGGUUCCUUCCCUGGCAGCCUAAGACUCCAUUGUCGUGUCUCUCGUUGCUCCUCCCUCUUCAUUUUUCUCUGUCUUCUAGGAGACAAGAGGGGAGGAGAGCUGGUGACAGAAGGAGGAGGGAGGCUCCCUGGAUUCUUCAGCAGGCUACCUCAUCUCUGUCUCCUGCCCCCUCUCUUCUCCUGCCUCUGAGUCUAGACUGUCCUCUGUCCUAGCCUCCUCCUGUUCACUAAAGCCUGUUGCCUCUUCAACUUCUGACAUCUCUUCCUCCUGUUCUGCUCCCUCUUCUUCCUCUGACCACGCAUUGUUGCCCCACAACCAAUUUCCUGGUUCUGAGCCUUCUUCCCUUGGAGCUUCCCUGGCCAGUGGCUCCCACCACUCCUCAGCAUCCAGCCUAUCCAUGAUGGAUAUUUCCAUUGGAUUCAUUUUUGUGUGAAAGACUGGACUAAUAAAAUACUGAGGAUCUAUCUUGCACUCCCACUGGUGUGCCCACACAGCCCCAACUUGCAACUAUCCUGUGCUACCUUUGCAUUGUCCAGGUAAGCGGUAGCACUGGGGUCAGGAGAGUGGCUCUGCAACACUGCCCCAACAUGCCAACCACUUUUCUGGAGAGUGUAUGUUAGAAUUCUGUGAGAACAGAAAAAUAGCAUGUAGCGUGGUGCUAGAGGCACAAUUUGUCUUAAUAAUCUCACAUUUUAAAAAAGCGAUUUCAUAGCUUUGGUACCAGUGCUUGGGUGCAAAUUGUCUGUUGAAAUUUCGGAAGCCAAAAAAGUUGAAAAGCAUCCUAUUUUGGGUGGCAAUGCUUCAAUCCCCUGCAUUUCUGAUGUUCUUAACCAUAACCAGAAAAAAACCCCAAAUGAAUUAUGCAAUUAGUUAAAAAAUAAAUUGCAGAAUACAUUUUGCAAAGUUAAGGACAGCGUAUAAAGAGAGUGGGAUUCAACUGCUCUUAUAGCAGAAUUUGGAUUGCCUAGAUAAAUAUUUUUUAAUAGAACAAAUGAAUGCAGGCCUGAAUUUUUGUGUUUUAAAAUUUUUCAUAAGUGUUAAUUAGACCACAUUAGCCUUAAGUUCUCAAGAUAGAAAUGUAUUUUCAAAUGCUACAAACUCCUGUUUGCCUGUCAUUAACAACUUCUCAUUAUUUUUUCUUGGUAAUUGUACUUUGUUGGUUAGGACUAUAGAUUUCAUGUAAUUGCGAAAUGCAGUUUUCUAGCAUGCAGAACAAUAAAGAGUUUUGCAUUGACCAAAAAUGCGUCAAAUGUAAAAAAUGAAAAUGUUUAAGGCAGUGGGUCCUUCUUGAUUGUGAUUUAUAUUUCUUCACUUUUCUGUCUCCAGAGGGGCUACUGGGCAGAUAAUUAUUGUGAAGAGGAACUUGGUUACAUCUGCAAAAGAGAACCAUUGGCAUUUCUUUCUGAAGAAGCUGAAACUGCCAAUCCAGAUUGCCAGAAAGUAAGUCUAAAGUAAACUGUGUAAGGUAGAAAAACGAAAAACGGUAAAGGACCCCUGGAAGGUUAAGUCCAGUCAAAGGUGACUAUGAGGUGUGGCGCUCAUCUUGCUUUCAGGCCAAGAGAACCGGUGUUUGUCCACAGACAGCUUUCCAGGUCUUUCCAAGUAAAUUAGGUGCCCUGAACUUAAUAUGGCAAUAACGUGUGUCUAUUGACUUUUUGAAUAUUUUGACAGGGCUGGAAAAGGCAUGGAUCCUAUUGUUACUUAAUUGGACAAACAUCUGCAACAUUUUCAGAAGCACAGGCAUUCUGUGAAACAAACAAGGGAUCUCUGACCUCUGUGGAGAACAGGUAUUAUUCUCUCCCCCCACCCUGCCUGACGUUGGUUGACAUCCAAAGUAACAUUUAUGUUGUGGGAAUCAAGAAGUGAGGUAAGCUGAGGCUUGAACAUGCUCAGUUUAAAACCUGCAGGUGCUGCCUUGUGAUUGGCCAAAGAUCUGCAGGAUACAGAAACCUCUUUUGGAGCAGAGACCCUUUUUGGACCUGGAUAUGGUCACCAGGUGAGCCUGGGCCCAUUUCCCUAGGAGCAGCCCCUCUCCAUCGACUCCUAUUGUGAUUUGUGAUUAAAUCACCCAAACCCUCCAAAUGUCACUAUUUUCCAGGGACGUCCCUGAUUUAGAGAAGCUGUCCUGGUUUCUGAUUUAAUCGGGGAAUGUCCCACUUUUCCUUAGGAUGUCCCUAUUUCCAAUGGAGAAAUGUUGGAGGGUAUGGAGUUAUCUGACCCUCUAAGUCGUCUGAAGGCAAUCCUGUAUAGGGAAGUUUUUUUUUAAUGUUUAAUGUUUUCUUAUGUUUUUAUAUAUGUUGGAAGCCGCCCAAGAGUGGCUGAGGCAACCCAGUUAGAUGUGUGGGGCAUAAAUAGUAAAAUUAUCAUUAUGGAAUGGGACGUUCCUAUUUCCAUUGGAGAAAUGUUGGAUGGUGUGGAUCACCCUCUUUGCUGGCAUCGGUCCCACCAGCUUCUCAGGUCACGUGACUGAGUGGAACAGUCCUAAGAUCCAGUUUGAAUCCUCCUCCCUCCUGCGCUGCCCAUCCCAUGUCCCUGUUUCAGGGCUUAUGAUGGUUUAAGGCCCUCCAGGCUAGGAGGAACCAGGAGGGUCCUGGGAGAUGUGCUGGCAUAGCCUGGCUGAGCUCCACUUGUAACCCAGGCAAGCUCAGCCCAACAAAUUAUGUUUCAGGAUUCUAAACUGCCAUUUUGAAUUAUCCGUUCUGCGUUUCUUUUGAAUUUCCUAUUUGAGCUGCCAUCUGUGGCUUGACUUCCUACCCAGAGAGCCUUUAAUUCCUUGUUAUAGAUUUACUGGUGGACCUGGACAAUUAAGACUUUCAGCCUCCAUGUGUUUCCACCUUAAAUAUGUACGUGCUUUCUAGAAUAUCUUCUUAAAAUCUUAAUAUUAUGCUGUACAAAUAUGAGUUCCAUACAGUGUUUUAUUUCUUUAAAAAACUGUUUAGGGGUACUCUCAUUUUCCUACUCAGUUUGAAAUAUUGCCCCUCAAUGAGGCCAAACUUAGAUUCACAAAACAUUUAGGGGUAUGUUUACCCUUGUGUACCCCCAGAAAAAAAGGACUGGUUCCAUAUAUUACCUGAGUGUAGCUGAGGUUCACCCACUUUCAGCUACAUGCUCAGGUUGCAAUGUGUAAAUGUAUUGAUCCGUGAUGGUGGAGCUAUAAGCGUAGCCACUCCCCCUUGGUCACUGUGAUCCACCCCUUGCCCUUUGAAUUGAUGAGAGCUGGCCCAUCCAUGGUAAGCCAUUAAUUUAAUUUUAAAAUCUGGAAAUUAGAAAUCACAAACACACAGAAACACAAAUGUAUUUUUUAAUACAAUUGUUAUGUAUUCUUCUCCACAGAUAUGAGCAGGCCUACCUGACUAGUCUAGUUGGCUUUCGUUCUGAAAAAUAUUUCUGGAUCGGCCUUUCAGAUGUAAAGCAACCAGGCACAUUCCACUGGACCAAUGGAGACAGUGUUCUGCUCACCCAUUGGAAUGAAGAAAUGCCUCGUAGGUGCUGCCUGAAGCCUAACUGAGAUUGUAUUUCACAAAGGGUUUCAACUAAAGUGGCUCUUGUCUUGUGUCUCCAAAAGGGCAGCUUCCGGGCUGUGUUGCCAUGAGAACUGGGACUGCAGCUGGAUUGUGGGAUGUUGUGAACUGUGAGGAGAAGGCACCUUUCAUCUGCAAACAACUGGCAGAAAUUGUGACAACUCCUGCCCCAACAACAGUUCCCCUUCCCCCAUGCCCAGAAGGAUGGCAUCCAAGCAAUUCUAGAAGCGUGUGCUUUAAAGUAGGUAUAGAACCUCUUGAGUCAAAGUUCUUGUAUUUUUCAGUAGCAGAGCAAAGAGGGUAAUAGUGGCUUUUGUCUGUCAGUGAACCUUUAAAGGUUUUUGGGAGUGCUACUUUUAGUUUCAGUUUAACCGCUCAGCACACAUUAUUGUUAUUCUUUUUAUUGUGCAGUUUCGUUAAGUUUAUUUGAAGUUCAAGAUUUAGAAGGUAGAGGGCAGAAGGUAGAUUACUGGUUUGGAGAAGGCUGGGAAGGAUUUCUGCCUGCCAAAUAUUUUAAUAUUAUCAGCAACAAAAUGCUGAUAUUGUUCCUGCCAGUGCACAAGCAGCAAAACGGGAUGCACUGCCCUGUCUCCCUUCUCAGCCUUGCCGCUGCAGAGAUCUAUCAGUCACCCUCCUCCGACGUGCGUCCGCAACUCAUGCUACUGUACAUGAGCACACAUUACUCAGCAGUGUAAACACACAACAGUGCUGGCUUGAGGUGUGGAUACUAGGCUACGUUUAUUGAACAUAAAUCAGGACAAAGAAAACAUGGCUUCUCUCCUUGUCAUUCUUCUCGGAGAGAGAGAGACAAACAAAAGUACAGUGGUACCUUGGGUUACAUAUGCCUCAGGUUACAUACGCUUCAGGUUACAGACUCCGCUAACCCAGAAAUAGUACCUCAGGUUAAGAACUUUGCUUCAGAAUGAGAACAGAAAUCGUGCUCCAGUGGCACGGCAGCAGCAGGAGGCCCCAUUAGCUAAAGUGGUGCUUCAGGUUAAGAACAGUUUCAGGUUAAGAAAGGACCUCCGGAACGAAUUAAGUACUUAACCCGAGGUACCACUGUAAUACAGAGCAGAUGUUCCGCUCACGGGACUCCAGCAAUCUGUGCUGGAAUGUAAACACAGACAUGUGACAUGUAACAAUCCCACAUAUCUGCAGCAAGGGUGGAAUGGAAUUCCCAACACUCCACACAGACAGGACAGAGAAUUAAAAGUGAUAUAACAUGAAGGGUGUUUUUUUUUAAAAUAAAAAAAUCUAGAGCAACCUUGUCCAUCAUAAACUUUUGUAAUCAUCGAUAAUUAAGAUAAGCUUUUUGCUUUGUUCUUCAGCCUGUUAAUUGAUGCCUCUUCUUACAUCAGCAGCUAAUUUGUGUUCUGGAUAAACCAGUUGUCAUUAGUUCCAGUCUCAAAAAAAGAAGGGAAGUUUUGCUGACCUGAUGCCCUAAGGGCUAACCUUAUUAUGGGCUAUUGCGCAGUGUCUGGGCCCAAUGGUGGUUCUUCUCUCCAAAACACUCCUCCACAUCCGAAAACAACUCCUUGUCUCUGCAGAGGCAUAGGAAGGGGGGGCCGCCCUGGGUGUCAUCACUGAGGAGGCUGACAUUCGGUGCACCGGCUACCGGCGACUCCCAAGCCUACCCCGAGCUGUCGAUGGGGUGGUGGUGAGGUGACAAAAAAAAAUGCACUGGGUACCACCUGACUUUGCUGUGCCUCUGUGUCUCCGUGUGCAGCAGUGAGGUGAAUCCCAAUUAAUCUUCCUAAAUGCUGGUGUUUGUGACAAAUAUCUAAUUGUAUUCAUAUGCAUCUAGGGCUAUAACAAAGACAUUCGGGACAAGAAAACUUGGUUUGAAGCAGAAGAUUUUUGUAGAACAAUUGGGGGGAACCUCAUGUCUGCUCACAAUAAGGAAGAGUAUCAGCUGCUAAAAAGGUUGGAAGUUCCAUAAAAUGUUUAUUCACGUUGCCUCAGAAUCAAAAGCAAUGCUGGUUAGGGAUGGGGAAGAAAUUUGUUCUGUUUGCAUCUUAAUGUGAACUUCCCAAUUUUAUGUAUUUACACCCCUAAACCAGUAGCUGGAGCAAAACUCAUAUCUUUUUUAAAAUUCACACUCUAAACCCCUCCAUGUCUCUCAUUCACACACUAACUAACGACACAGCACCAGAGGAAUCCCUCCAAAAUGCUCUUUAGAGAGCCAGUGUGGUGUAGUGGUUAAGAGCUGUAGUCUCGUAAUCUGGGGAACCGGGUUCGCGUCUCCGCUCCUCCACAUGCAGCUGCUGGGUGACCUUGGGCUAGUCACACUUAUCUGAAGUCUCUCAGCCCUAGAGUGUUGUGGGGGAGGAAGGGAAAGGAGAUUGUUAGCCGCUUUGAGACUCCUUAAGGGGAGUGAAAGGCGGGAUAUCAAGUCCAAAGUCUUCUUCUUCUUCUUCUUUAUUCCAAAGGGUGAAUCCACAUCCUAAACAGGCAGAAUCAGAGAUCACAAAAGCAGUGUCAUCCCUCUCUUCACCUUGCCAGGUUUUCCUGAAAGCAGAUGCUGACACUGGCACCUCCUAGCUUCCCUUUCAUUCUGCCACUUCUUCUACACUCUUUCCAGUGGCCAAUGGCUAGAAGCUGCCAUGUUGUUUCUUAGAAGACCUCCUCACAGAACAAGCUCUGUUCUUUGAAAGGGGGAGCCUCUGGGAAGUUUGAAGUGGCAGCUCCCAGCCAGUAGCUCCUAGAAGGUGUACCACUGCUAUUAUACCAUUAAAUUGUUAGGUCAUAAAAUUGUGGGUUUGUGGGGUUUGUUUUUUUUAAAAUGUACAGUGCAGCAAACAUUGAACAGGGCAAGCAUUUCAACUCAGCCUUAGUACCUUUAAUCACCUUAAAGAUUUGUGCCUCAUUGUGGAGAACCACUCAAUUCAUCAUUAUCCUAUUCAGAGAAGGAACCACAUAAUCUGAAAUGUGAAUUGCCCCUUUCUUUUUCAGUAGUGUAACAGAUAUUGCAGAUAUUCGUAUAGGCACAUGUGCUAUAAUAGCAGAAAGAAGGCAGAGGAGAGAAUGACUGUGGUGCUGCCUCAGUACCUAUUUUAACUGAGGACUAACAGUAUAAGGAUAAGGCGCAGUCAAGAAACACCAAACAGUUUUUGUAUAUAAUGAAGAAAGGACUGGGAUGUCCAUUGCGAUUAGUCAGAUAUUUUGUUGGGUUGCUUGUGAUAUUUUUUUUUAUCAAAUUCCUAAAUGUGCCCAUGGGCCCAAAAGGACAGGGGCCUCAGGGUUUAUAAAGUUGUCAGCUGUAAAGAUCCAGACACAGCAUUAAAUGUGGGUGUGCCUAAGAAAUGACUACAUGUGAUAUGAACACACAGGGAGUUCCUGCUCUGAAUGGCACACCUGUUCUAGAAACCUGAUACUCUUUAAAUAAAUGAACUGAUGACUGUUGCAUUUAUGCUGUUCUAGCAGUUCGAAAGCACGUCAAAGUGCGAGUAGAUAAAUAGGUACCGCUCUGGCGAGAAGGUAAACGGCGUUUCCGUGCGCUGCUCUGGUUCGCCAGAAGCGGCUUAGUCAUGCUGGCCACAUGACCAGGAAGCUGUAUGCCAGCUCCCUCGGCCAGUAAAGCGAGAUGAGCGCCGCAACCCCAGAGUCGGCCAUGACUGGACCUAAUACCUUUACCUAGAGAGUAUCAAUAGUCCUUAUUUUGAAAGUUUCAAAUCUCUGUAUUGAAAUCCAUUCUUUGUUUCCAGUUUUCUGCACUCUAUAAUUAUUUUUUAUAUAUUUUAGAAUUUGUGACCACUUCUGUUGGAUUGGUUUAAAUGAGUUGGAGCCCGAUAAAGGAUUUUCUUGGACUGAUGGCUCUCCUGUAAGUAAAUGAUUAAUGCUGAUGUAUUGAUACCAAAAUUAUUAUUAGUUUUAAGGUUCAAGCACUCCUGUCCUCAUACUAAACUCUGACAGAUCCCAUAGCAGUAUUUUAAAUGUUUAGCCAGUGACAUAUCCAGCAUUAAAGUCUUUGAACAUAUGCUUUGUAUGCUAUAACAUUUUUGGACCCAAUAUUUAACAGCAGUUCCUGCAGAGUUGCUUCAAGUUGCUGCUUGCCCCAUUGGAUUUGUUUUAUUUUAUUUUUUUUAAGUUUUAUUAUUAAGUAAGGAAUGGUGCUGGAGGAGACUCUUGAGAGUCUCAUGGACUGCAAGAAGAUCAAACCUAUCCAUUCUGAAGGAAAUCAGCCCUGAGUUCUCACUGGAAGGACAGAUCCUGAAGCUGAGACUCUAAUACUUUGGCCACCUCAUGAGAAGAGAAGACUCCCUGGAAAAGACCCUGAUGCUGGGAAAGAUGGAGGGCACAAGGAGAAGGGGACGACAGAGGACGAGAUGGUUGGACAGUGUUCUCGAAGCUACCAGCAUGAGUUUGACCAAACUGCGGAAGGCAGUGGAAGACAGGAGUGCCUGGCGUGCUCUGAUCCAUGGGCUCAUGAAGAGUUGGACACGACUAAACGACUAAACAACAACAACAACAACAACAACAACAACAACAACAACAACAACAAGGAACACUACAUAAAAAUGAACAUUUGGCGCAGGAACGUUAUAACAGGAAAAAACACACUGACAACCCAGUUUGCAUGUGGUGCAAACCAAACUAUGGCUGGAUCUAGGCACAUAAAAAAAGCAUUCAGUUAAACACAUUGCAAACUUUGUAUGAGAAAGACUGUCUCGCCAGAGUGGUGCAUGCUCUAGUUAUCUCCCGCUUGGACUAUUGCAAUGUGCUCUACAUGGGGCUACCUUUGGAGGUGACCCGGAAACUACAACUAAGGAGCAGAUGAGCUAGCUACUGCUGUGCACCCGGGGGUGGGGCCAUGGGGGCGAGGCGAGCGUCCAAGGGGGGGGGUGGAUUGAGCUGCCCAUGGCGGGCUGCUUCCUGGGGGGGGGGGUGCUGCAAUGCUUUGCCAGCAGCCUUCGUCCAUUUCCUCUUCAAUUUGACAGCUCGGGGGUUUCCCCUUCCCAGGAAGCAGCCCGGUAGCAGUGGCAACGGCACACCACCUGCCUGCGACACCUAAGCCUCCCUUGAGCUGUCAAAACUAAGGGGGAAGGCCGCCGGCAAGGCAGUGCAACUCCCCCCUUUCCCCAACGGUUCGGGGCAGGCUUGGGAGUCACAGGUGGGCGGCGCGCCAAAUGUCACCCCCCUCAGUGAUGACACCCAGGUCGGACCGCCCCCACCGCACCCCUCUUCCUCCGCCUCUGACUGGGAAUGGCCGCCGAAACCAUAUAACACCGGUCCUAAAGGAUCUACACUGGCUCCCAGUAUGUUUCCAAGCACAAUUCAAAGUGUUGAUGCUGACCUUUAAAGUCUUCAAUGGCCUCGGCCCUCUGACCUCUGAAGGAGCAUCUCCACCCUCAUCAUUCAGCCCAGACACUGAGGUCCAGCUCCAAGGGCCUUCUGGCGGUUCCCUCGCAGCGAGGUAUAAAUAAUAUAUUAUUAUUAUUAUUAAUUAUUCCGGUUAGCAAAAAUGGAACUCCAUAUCACCAUCUGGUGUCAAAGCGUGAGAAUGCAUAAACAAUGCAUAUAAAGCACUUUGUCUUUGCCAGUGUAGCUGAGUUCUCUGUCUCCUUUUCUGUAAAUCACUAAUGAAAUCUUUAUUCCUAUUGUAGCUUGACUUUCGAGCAGACUUUUCGCCUAACUCUUACAAAGACAACGAUUGCAGAGGAGUGAUUCUAGUUUAUUCAUGGUGGAAACCUGAAUGGUGUGAGAAUUAUCACAACUGGGUUUGUCAAAUAAAGAGAGGUAAGAUUACUUUUAUUUAUUAAUUUAUUUAAAUAAGGUUUUAUUGGUUUUUACACAUAUUUUCCAGCAUAUCAUCCUUUUAAACAUCAUUUCAAAAUCUUUGGCUAUCACAGCAUAAGACUUCCUUCAACCUUGACCGACGUUUUCUAAAAUCUUUUCUAAUUAUGCAUUUUGUUACUCGAGUUAUUGUUAUAAAUUCAAAUCUUAGUACCUAUGCUUAAUUCUUUUCACGAUAACUUAUAUAUUACUCUUACAAAACUUAUUUUAACCCUACAAGCGAUGUCAAUUGGUUACAGUUGCUUUCCAAAUAUGUCGAAAACUUCUUCCAUUCCUUUAGGAAAAUCUGGUCCUGCUGGUUCCAAAAUUUCCCGGUUAAUCUUGCCAUCACAGCAUACUUCAUCAAUUUCUCUUGCCACUCUUCUUUAGCUGACAAAAACAAACCCCUGUGUUGCAAUGAGAACCAAUCACAGAAAUAUAGACACAACACGUAGGCUAAUAACUGUUAAAUCAUAAAUAAUAGAACAAUGAUAUCAUUCAAAAGGUAGAAAUAAAUCUAUUAGAGUGUUUAUAUAUACAAUGUAACAGACUAGUGGCGCAGAACAUUGAGCCAUAGGCUCAAUAGGUGUCAAAGAUCAGUAUUAUGGGUAAAUCAAAAGAAAUUUGGUAUUAGGCAAGAUUUUGAACGGCGGUUACGUUAAAGGCCUUUGCAGAUGACUUAGUCAUAACAGUGGAAGAAACAUUCACUAGUGCUAGAAAAGCACUAGAAAGAAUAGAACAAUUCAGACAAGUAGCAGGUUUCAAAUUAAACAAGAAAAAAAAAGUUAGUGAAAAAUAUGAAUUUGAUUGAUACAUUGCAGCAUCAGAGUGGAAUAGAGGUUGUUAAAAAAGUUAAAUAUCUAGAAAUCUGGUUAACAUCGAAAAAUAUAAAUUUAUUUAAAGACAAUUACACACCAGUAUGGAAUGAUAUUAAAAGGGACUUAGAAGUGUGGGGAAGAAUGAAAAUAUCCUUAAUUGGUAGGAUUUCAGUUAUUAAAAUGAGCGUGCUACUGAAAAUGUUGUUUUUAUUUCAAUCAAUCCAGAUAAUUAACAUAGUUGGUAUCUUUAGAGAGUGGCAAAAAGGAAUUUCAAGAUAUAUCUGACAAGGGAAGAAGCCAAGAAUUAAAUUUAAAUGGUUAACAGAUAUAAAAGAAAGAGGGAGCUUCUCCCUACCAGAUUUGAAAUUGUAUUAUGAAGCAUCAUGCCUUUGUUGGUUAAGGGACGGGAUAUUGUUGGAGAAUACAGAUAUUUUAGAUCUAGAAGGAUUUGACAACAGAUUCAGAUGGCAUGCAUAUCUAUGGUAUGGCAAAAUAAAAGUUCAUAAAGGAUUUGGAAACCACAUAUUUCAAAAGUCAUUGUAUGAGGUGUGGGAUGGAUAUAAAAAAAUAUUAGAACCAUGGUGGCUCUCGCCGCUUGAGGCAAUGAGUGUAAAAAAGACAUAUAUGUGUAAAAUUGGUCCACCUAUGAACAAUUAGUAAUAGAGAUGGAGAACCAAUGGAAGCUAAAGCCACAUGAAGAUGUAAAAUGUAUGGCGAAUGAUUGGUUGCAUUAUUGUCAAGUCAAUGAAAUUUUUAAAGAAGAUAAAAACAAAAAUGGAUUUGGAUAUACAAAAUCAAGGUUUGAAUUGGAAUUGGUAAGUUCACUUUUAAAUUACAAGUUCGUGAAGCAAAGUGAAGAGGACUUUUUUCUGCACUGCUGAAACUGGAUUUUUUUUUUAAAAAAACAUGCUUGCUACUCACCUGGCCUUUUGUGAUGAGGGAAAAAAUAAUGUGAAAUUAAUUUAGCUUUCAUUAUGAAUGUUGCAGAGUCCAGAGCUUUGGCUGACAUUUUGAUGAGAACAAGCUCGUUGUGAAUACAGGAAGCUACUGAUAGUUCUUUCACAUAGGGUUAUUAGCUGUGUCUCAGAAAUGUAGAAAUGUGAAAUGCUAGAAAUAACCCUUUACUUUCAUUGUCAUGGACUCCUGUUUCGUUUUUCAGGUGUACCAUUAAAACCGGAACCAAGCAAUGAUUUUGGUAUGUUGGCUCAUACUGUCUUCUCUCACGUCACACGGGUCUUCCUUAAGCAGCAUCAUGGAAGGUGGGAGUGGGUCUCUCAAGUCAAGGAUGCUUCUGUCAGGAGCCAAAGAUACUUGUGCUUCCUGACCCUGGGCACUCCAAUUCCUGCCUUCCCUCAGAACAAGCAGAUUUUAAGUAGCCCUAAGGAAUGUUGGGGAGGAACUGCUCUAGCAGUUCUCUACAGCCAUUGAAAGUUUUCUGAUGAUGAAUACGACAACAACAACAACAACAACAACAACAACAACAAUUUAUUUAUGCCCCGUCCAUCUGUCUGGGUUUCCCCAGCCACUCUGGGUGGCUACCAACAUAAUAAUAAUAAUAAUAAUAAUAAUAAUAAUAAUAAUAAUAAUAAAGUGAUAAAACAUCAAACAUUAAAAACUUCCCUAAACAGGGCUGCCUUCAGAUAUCUUCUAAAACUCACCUAGUUGUUUAUUUCCUUGACAUCUGAUGGGAGGGCAUUCCACAGGGAGGGCGCCACUACCAAGAAGGCCCUCUGACUGUUUCCCUAUAGCUUCACUUCUCACAGUGAGGGAACCGCAAGAAGUCCAUCGGAGGUGGACCUCAGUGUCCGGGCUGAGAAACUUCUUCAGGUAUACUGGGCUGAGGCUGAGGAGCCAAUGGUAGAUCUCCCUGGUCUGGGCUUCCUCACUCCUCUGAAAUGAGUUACACAAAAAUGCAAAAGGACUGUAGCUCAGUGGUAGAACAUCUGCUUUGCAUGAAGGAGGUCCUAGGUCCACCAUAUGUCCAGGAAGGACUGGGAGAGAUCCCUGACUGAAACCUUGGAGACCACUACCCGGCAGUGUUGACAGUAUACUCAACUAGAUGGAGCAGUGGUCUGGCUUAGGCAGUUCCCUAUGUUCCUAAGUUUCAGGUAUUCUUGGCUGCUCAUUAUCAUAUUCUCAUAUUAGUGAGCCUUGGGAGUGGUUCUCCUGCUGGGAUCUUCAGAAAAACCUGACUGUCUGAAGUUUAGUUGCACUAGGCAACUAUUGAGUGUGAUUGAGAGUUAAGAGAGAAAUUAUCUCAUAGAAUCAUAGAAUUGUAGAGUUGGAAAGAGAUCCUGGGAAUCAUCUAGCCCAAAUCCUCUGCACGUCUACUUGGAAGUAAAUUUCACUGAUUUCUGUUGAAGAAGAAUGGUUCCAUUCCUACUCUCCCUCUCGGACACAAACAAUAUCAUCCACCAGGGAUGAAGGCUAAUCUGGUGCUUAGCCCAGACUGAAAUAGGUCAAAACCAUCAGUUCUCCUCAAGAGCAUCUGAACCAUGACCAACGUUUCACGCACCUUGCCCAAAAACAAAUAUGGGUGGCUGACUAGCCACAAUAUGUGGAGACAUAAGCUAGUACCUUUAAGCACGCACAGAGUGCUUUUUCUUCAAUCUUACAUACUUUCAUUUCAGCGCCCACCCCAAUCCAUGCCAUGAUCACCACGAUUGAACUAGUCAGGUUUUUCUUCAGAAUCUGUUGUUCAUGCCUCUAAGGUGCUCUUUCAUUUUAAGUAUAUAUUAUUACGGCCACACAGCUGUUUUGUUGUUGGUUUACUCUAAUGUAGCAGUGUUAAAGCAUGCAGUUCUGGGGGCAGGAGGGUGGACAUGUUCACGGUGUGCUUCAAAGCUGAAAUAACACACAUCACUGUUGGGGUCACCCCAGUUAGGACUAUUAAAAUUGCUUGGCUUCACCACUGGUUGUGCGAAGUAAAUUUAUUUGUACUCUUGUAUUUCAUUUUAUAAUAUUUAAAUUAUCUUAAAUUAAAUGGGGGAAAAACAUUUCUUCUUCUUUUGCAGCAUAUCCAUUUCAAGUAACUGAAGACGGCUGGAUUGCAUUCAAUGGCACUGAGUACUAUUUCAGUAACACAACUUUAACUGCAGGAAGAGCCCGGAGAUUCUGCAAAAAGGACGCUGGAGAUCUUGCUGUUAUUGAAAGUAGAAGUGAAAACAAGUUUUUGUGGAAAUAUGUAAGAAAUAUAUGAGAUAUAUUUCCCCUUCUGAUCACAUAUCACUAGGCUUUUGGGGUUUUUUGUUUUUGUUUUUUAAAAAAGCCAGAUGAAUUGUUUGAUCGUGACCAUUUUGUUGCCUGCUAAACCCUUUCUUCAGGAUGGUGUCACCAGAAGCUUGCAGAGAUUAACAGUGCAAUCCUAUGCGAGUUAUACUGCACACAUCUUACACUCUGUGCAGCUUCCAACAUAUAUAAAAACAUAAUAAAACAUUAAACAUUUAUAAAACUUCCCCACGCAGGAUUGCCUUCAGACAGCUGGGGGGGGGGAUCCUUACACUCUAACAUUUCUCCAGUGAAAAUAGGGACAGCCUAAGGAAAAGUGGGACAUUCUGGGAUCAAAUCAGAAACUAGGACAGCUUCUCUAAAUCAGGGACAUCCCUGGAAAAUAGGGACACUUGGAGGGUCCCUCAGCACUUCACUCAGCACUGAAAUCAAAGCUCUGUUUCUCCCAUAGCCUCCAUUGCAGCCUGAGGCUCUGCCCCUAGAGAGAAUCAUUUGCCCAUCCUUUCUUCUCUGGUGCUUGAGAAAGAGAGAGCAAAGACCGACCCACACACAAAAUGGAGAUUUGUAACUGAAUACCUUUUUCAUGUGAGAGUCAGCAGAGAUACAUUCUAAGUAAAUUAUCAACUGUCAGGCACUCUGCUCUAGCAUUAAGCUUCAGUGGAAGUUUCCAUGCUACGCUUUCAGCAGAAUGCAUACAGAGAACACAGUUAUUUUCCAUUUCAAUGUACACUUAAACACUUAUACUUAACAAUCAGGGCACUUGGGAAAUUCACGGGACUUUGGAAUCAGCAGAUUCUGCUGACUACUGCUAGUGUGGGGACGGGGGACGGGACAACGACGACUACCAAUGGUAUCUUCCCACUGUGCUGGGCAAAGCUGGGAUCUCUGCCACAGCAGAGACAUCUCAGCCAGCAGCAUUCCUCUCUGGGCAAGCAUUGAGGUGACCAUAUGCCACCCUAACACACACACACACACACACACACACACACUGUCCAGGUAUGAAUUGAGAGAGGAGCCAGGAUUGCUCUCUAACUUAGUCUGGAUUCCAGUUGUUGAGGAAAAGAAAUGAGUUUCAUGCCCUGCUUUUAAACUCAGUUGAAGAGCACAAUCGCUGUUACUCUUGUUUAUCAUUACUAGCUUCUUUCCAUAUGGCCUGAUUUGUAAACUCUGAACUUCAUGUGGAAUAACUGACAUAUUUUCAACUGGAGAACACCAGUACUUUAUUGUGUUUCUUCCCCAUCUUCCCCCGUGUAUGUUGUAGGACAUUACUUUCAGAACUGAAGGAAACCUUUUCAUUGGUUUAAUUCUGGGUCCGGAUAGAAGUUUUGGGUAAGCGAACAGAAAAAUAAAAAAUGGAAAUCAGAUUUUAAAAUGGUAAUUAUGUAUUAAGUUUCUCUUAGAUAAUAGCUAGAUUGGCAUUAAAAUAAUCUGGAUAUAAGGAUGUUCUGCCAACAUUUUGACUGUUUUGAGCAGAUACACUGAUUGACACUACAGGCCUACGGUCUCUGCGAUGGUGCUACAGAGGCCAUAGGAAGCUUGCAUUUCUUGCUCUGGGAGUGCAGAGGGAGGUCUGAUCUUGGAGAGAGAGAUUCCAUUCAACUACUUUGUCCCUGUCUUGUCCCAUUGCUAUGAAAGCUCAAUGUCAGUAAAGCUGGAAAGCGAGUGUGCCAGAAACAGGCUAGGGGGGGAAGCCUGGCUCCAAAGGAUCCAGCACCCACACAUACCCCCAAACUGUGGAGAAAUCUAUGUUUCCAAUGGAAAUGAAAUAAUUUCAUGGUCGGGGUGGGGUGGGGAUUUAUUUCCCUCUAUCCAUUCCCGUCCCUCUCUGACUUGCCACUGGGAUUGUAUGGAUUUACCCACACUUACCUUUGCACUCUGCUUUCCAGGCAUGAUCUAUGCUUUAAAGUUCUGUGUCCAUGUCUGAGCACCCCCUUCCCAGUGCUUUUGCCAUGAAAACCCACUCUUUACUGCUGAAUCAAACUCUGGAAACCCCCCUCCCCUCUGAAUGUCUGUUUGCUCCAAUUGAGCACUAAAGAGGAGGUCUUCAUGGGGAUAUCUCUGGGCAAGGAAAACAACAAUGCUAGGACACAGAGCUUUAAAGUGCAGAAGCACGCAGUGCAAGUAGAUAAACAGGUACCGCUCUGGCGGGAAGGUAAACGGCAUUUCCGUGUACUGCUCUGGUUUCGCCAGAAGUGGCUUAGUCAUGCUGGCCACAUGACCUGGAAAAACUGUCUGUGGAAGUGGACAAACCCUGGCUCCCUCAGUCUUUAAAGCGAGAUGAGCGCCGGAACCCCAGAGUCAUUUGUGACUGGACUUAAUUGUCAGGGGUCCUUUACCUUUACCUACCUGGAAAGAGCAGGGCAAAAGGUAAGUGUAGACAAGCCCUAAGAGUUAUCCCUUUUAUUAUAAUAAUUUAUAAUAAUAAAUUAUAUAAUAAUAUAAUAAUAAUAAUUAAUAAUACUUAUUUAUAUCCUGCCCAUCUAACUGGUUCUCCCCAGCCACUCUGGGUGGCUUCCAACCAAAUAUCAAAACCAAUACAGCCUCAGACAUAAAAAACUUCCCUAAACAGGGCCGCCUUCAGGUGUCUUUUAAAAGUAAAAUAGUUGUUUAUUGCCUUGACAUCGGCUGGGAGGGCGUUCCACAGGGCAGGCGCCACUACCAAGAAGGCCUUCUGCCUGGUUCCCUGUAACCUCACUUCUCGCAGCAAGGGAACUGCCAAAAGACCCUCGGUGCUGGAUCUCAAUGUCUGGGCUGGAUGAUGGGGAUGGAGACGCUCCUUCAGGUAUACAGGACCGAGGUCGUUUAGGGCUUUAAAGGUCAGCACCAACACUUUGAAUUGUGCUCGGAAACAUACUGGGAGCCAAUGAAGAUCUUUCAUUAUAUGGUCUUGGUGGCCACUCCCAGUCACCAGUGUGCACUCCUUUGCCUCUCCUAUUUGCAUUAGGGCUGACGGUGCCAACCUCUUAAUUACAAUCAUACAAUGUUAUAUUUCCUCCAAGGCUGUCACACUCCUUUCUCCCUGUACUUUCUUUCUCCUCUGAGAAAGAGGGCACCACUCUCCUCUCUUCCUGAAUCCUCCUGUUCUUGUACAUAGCUUGGAUGUCGUGCACCCCUAGUUUCUGUUGCCCUCUGCUCCAACCACACUCUGAAUGUGGUUCAGCAAUGACGUUCAGCUUUUCAUGACACUACAAGAAGAGGGUGAGAGUACUUUUCAGCUGGUCUUCCUAUCACACUGACCCACAUUCAGACCCCAUCCCUCACCAUAGGAAGGUUUUUCAAUGUAAUGUUUUUUUUUAAUUGCCUUUAUAUCCAUUAAUCCUGCUCAGCAUUCUUAGUGCUGGCAGCUUUUCUUGAAGAGCCAAGUCGCAGGCUUGGAAAUUCAACGCCUAAAUAUUUCUUUUCUUAGCCUGACAUUCUCUUUGUUAAAAACAAAACAAAAGUCAUCGUAAACUUAGGAAGUGCAAAUGAAGGACUAAAUACCGCAUGUCAUUUUCUAUAGCUGGGUGGAUAGAACUCCAGUGACCUAUGUAGCCUGGGCACCCCGGGAACCCAACUUUGCAGACGAAGUCGAAUUUUGUGUGGUCAUAUAUCGUGAAACAGGUAAUUAGAAUAAAAUGUUACUAUUAUAAGCAGUUAUUGAGAAUGUGCAUGCUUAAUGGUGAGGAUUAAUAUGAAUAGGCACCACACACUGAACCACAAUCACUAUUCCACCCAAAAUUAAAACAUUAAACCGAGAAUAAUCCAUUAUGUUAAACCUCAAUAACUGUCUUCCUUUGGAUAGGACAGGGUAUUAAAGUGUUUUAAAGGAUACUGAGGCAUGGGGCCUCUUACUACUACUAGCUAUUUUUGCUAUUAUACAAAAGAAAACUCUGGUACUUGGAGACAUAGGGAAGUUAAACAGGAGAAGGAUUUUAUUUUACAACAAAACGGGUAAAACAAAAGAUUUUGACAGGAGAUAGAGUUCUUUCAACAAACAUAAUAAUAAUAAUAAUAAUAAUUGUCAAGGCUGCCUCAAGUCUCAGCUCACAAAAGACCAACGCCUAUGUCUUCUUAUAUACAAAAGUGUUUAUUGCAGUUCAUUGUUUGCUUGACAUCCUAGGCGCGCAGCCUUACGUCUCUUACGCUUAGACCGCUGUAGUCCCCUCUGAAUCCGUCCCUCCCCUGCACCAAUUUAAGAGGCUUGCGCUGCUCCACCUCUUUCUCUCCUUCCUUUUCCGCAGGGUCCUUCUGCCCGCUGGGGUUUCGCCCCUCCUGGAUUCCUCUGACGCGGAAUCAGACUGCUCUUCCCCCUCCUGCGGGCUUUGGGACCUGGCCCCUCCUCCGGGCUCCCUGUACUUCCGCGCGCUCUACAUUUGAACUAGGCGCGUGCGCCAAACCUCUAACUUUCCUUUUGACAGUUACACUACUCCCUUCACUGCUCCCCUUCCCUUCCGGGAGGGCGGCUUGCUCUGACCUCCCUCCUUUCUCUGCUGCCGGAGCUGCUUCCUCUGACACACUGGAAACUCCACCCCCUUCGCUGCACUCUGGUGGGGAGGCUGGUCCUGACGCCCAGCUGCCACUUUGGGAUCCUCCGCUGGCCCCCUGCUCCUGACACGUCCCCCCUGGGGCUCCCUGGCCUUGACCACCGGCGCCCUUCUGGGAAUCCUCUGAUUCGCUGGAAAGACUCAUGGAAUCUCUUGAGUCAUUGUCAUCCUCUUCCUCGCUGGCUUGGAAUUCAUCCCCAUCGCUCUCCAUCUCCUGCCUACCCUGUGCCUCUCUCCCUGAACCCCUGACAAUAAUAAUAAUAAUAAUAAUAAUAAUAAUAAUAAUAGAUGUCACGGAGGGGUCACAGGACUGCGCUGUGCUGCCUGCCUCCCUGUGUAGGGGGGAGCCCAGGUGGCCACUUGUCAGGCACCCCCCCCCCGUGUUGGCCACGUGGCUAUUCAGUGAGGGAUUCGGCAGCAGGCAGGGCAGGGUGGGAGUCCCUGUGUAGGGCACUUGGUUCGUGUCUCCCCUGCCCAAAUUUGUGGGCCCAGGCCUAUGGUCCUCCUGCCCACCAAGCUACGCCCCUGUCUGAAACAAGUUGGUACUUUCUGUCAGUUUCCCAACCUUCUGUAAAUCAAGUUACUGAGGCUCCUCUAUUAGUAUACCAGACCAGGGGAUCACCCCACCCAACCUAUCUUUUUGGGGAUUAUACUUCUCUCACUGGAAGUUUUAUUCCCUUCCUACUGAACUGAGACCCACGUAGAGUGUUCCCUUGCAACUCCACUUCUCCUGCCUCGAAAUCAGCUACCUGGUUCUUAUACUCUUGUUGUUGUUUUUUAAAAAAAUAUUUAUUAAUUUUCCAACCGUCUAAACACAACACAACAAAACAAAACAAAACAUAACAAAACAAGACACAAACCAUUUAAAACACAAAACAAUUUCAAUAUCUUAUCUUUUAUUCCCUUAUUUCCACGACCUCCUCACACCUCCCUUUUUGUAUUCCACUUCUGUUAAUUGUUUCAGCAAUUCCUUUCCAUCUUCCUCUGUUUUCUAUCCUAUAAUUAUCUUAACAUAUUCUAACCUUAUUUUUCCCUUUAAUACUCUAUUAAUCUAUUUAUACUUGAUUCCUUAUAACAUUUCUACUAAAGCCAUAUAACUUCAUUCCAACAUUUUUCUAGCAUUCAUUAUUUUUACAAUAUUUCUAUAAAUAGUCUUAAACUUUUUCCAAUCUUCUUCCACCAACUCUUCUCCCUGGUCUCGGAUUUCUGCCAGUCGUUUCCGCCAAUUCCAUAUAGUCCAUCAACUUCAUCUGCCAUUCUUCCCGAAUAGAUAAAUCUUGUGUCGUCCAGUACUUCACAAUGAGUAUUCUUGCUGCUAUUGUUGCAUACAUAAAAAAAGUUCUAUCCUUCUUUAACACCAAUUGGCCGACCAUGCCCAGGAGAAAGGCCUCUGGUUUCUUCAAAAGGGUAUAUUUAAAUACCUUUUUCAUUUCGUUAUAAAUCAUCUCCCAAAGUGUCUUAAUCCUUGGGCAUGUCCACCAAAGGUGAACUCUAAUCCUCAAAUUCGUCUGUUUUUCUUUCAAUUCAGUCAUAGCAAGCGUCAACUUAUGUUCAUCAAAUUGCCUCUGUAGGGCUGGGGCUCUCUUUCUCUUUCUCUCCAGUUGUGUUACUUUACAUUCAGCAACAACAGCUUUUUCCCUGGCUUCCUCCACAGUUUGCCGUAUCAAAGUAGGUUCCUGUAUCAAUUUCUGGGUGGUUUCUAUAUUGGUAUUAUUUAUACUUUCUGUAUUUAAGUUAAUUUUAGUAGUUGAAACAUCCACUUUCGCAUUUAUCGUGUCCAUUUUCCUGUUAAGCUGAUCCAGUGAGUCAUUUAUCUUAUAUAGUGCAGCCACUAAAGCCUCUUCUGUCGACAUUUCUCUUGGUUUUAAAUAUACUGGUACAAAGGCAGCAACAGAAGGAGCAGGAGGGCCUGAUGAUGGACCUCUUCUGGAUUGUUGCCAAGUCCUCCCAGACCUUAAUGUUUUGUCAGCAGUUGACUGGUCUGUUUUUCCUCUUCCAUUUACCAUAACACUUAAAAGAUUCAAGGUCAGUCCCAGAGUCUCACGGUUUUUAACUUACAGCUGGAAAUUCCCCUAGCCCAGCUCUUGUAAAGCAACCGGUUUCAAAGGCUUCCACUAGGGGGAAACAAUUUCUAUUUGUAACAGUCAAUAGUAUCCUCUUUUAAACAAUCCAAAUUUAGUUUCAAAUUAGUUUCAAUUUUCAGAUACUUUUACUCCUUUUUAAAGCAGCCAGAGACAGUAGAAACAAUGUAUUUCUCUAACUAGCUGUCAAUAAACGUUCUAAACGCUGUCAAUGAACAUUCCAAAAGACGUCAGUCCUGCUAGCAGCCCGUUUCCAGGGUCAGAGCGGCGGUAUUCUAGCUCUCUUCACUCUCUCCUGCAGGCAUACUCAGUCCACAACUUCCCCCCCUCUUCUCCUGCCUCCAAGGGGGGGGGGGUUAAAUGUUCUUUACCGAUGGAAAUUUAAUCUCUUACAAAAGGCUUUCCAGGACUCCAGCUUGCAACUUCAUUGCCUCGGUCUAUUUACAAAAGGGGAAGGCGGACUUCCUGUUUUGAACCUCCCCGUUACGGUCGGUACCAAAUUAAACAUUUAGAAAUCCAAUUCUUCCGCUUCAACUCUACUCACGGGUAAUUACUUUAAAGUCAAAUUGUCCACAGGAAAAGAUCAGCGCUCUCCGGCAACAGCUAUGCGGCUUCGCUCCGUGGAAGAAGCAGACGAUUUGAUGCACCGCGCUGCUCACCCCACGUCGCUCCGGAGCCCCAAAAACCGGAGUUCCCCGCGAGUGGGAAAGGCGCAAAAGGUGCCCGCCGAAUGCCACGCUCACAGGCUUCUCCCGCCUGUGAUUUUAACGGGUCUCCGCCUUCACCGCGGCGGCCAGACCCAGAUUCCCACGGAGCAAAUUCCUCCCGGUCAGAGGAAUUCCGCCAUUACCGGAUGCACCUCCCCGGAAGUCCCUGGUUCUUCUACUCUUGAAGGACACUCAUCACUAGCUUUCAAUCUAAGCUCAGAGACUUCUUUCUCUGGCUGUGGAUAUUUUCCUCAGGGCGGAAUACACCCUGCUCAGAGGCUAUUUAUAGUAUCCAGAUGAAUGCUAGGAACUCAACUCUCAACUGCUUUUCCUUUUUCCCUCCCAAAGUGGUGAGCCCGCCCUGCUCUGGCUAGCUGCACCCGCAGCCAGUCAGAGUAAGGCUGCAACUUAGCUCUCUGCAUCACCACACUCUGGCCUACCUAGAAUCAUAGAAUCAUAGAGUUGGAAGAGACCACAAGGGCCAUCGAGUCCAACCCCCUGCCAAGCAGGAAACACCAUCAGAGCACUCCUGACAUAUGGUUGUCAAGCCUCUGCUUAAAGACCUCCAAAGAAGGAGACUCCACCACACUCCUUGGCAGCAAAUUCCACUGUCGAACAGCUCUUACUGUCAGGAAGUUCUUCCUAAUGUUUAGGUGGAAUCUUCUUUCUUGUAGUUUGGAUCCAUUGCUCCGUGUCCGCUUCUCUGGAGCAGCAGAAAACAACCUUUCUCCCUCCUCUAUGUGACAUCCUUUUAUAUAUUUGAACAUGGCUAUCAUAUCACCCCUUAACCUCCUCUUCUCCAGGCUAAACAUGCCCAGCUCUCUUAGCCGUUCCUCAUAAGACAUCAUUUCCAGGCCUUUGACCAUUUUGGUUGCCCUCCUCUGGACACGUUCCAGUUUGUCAAUGUCCUUCUUGAACUGUGGUGAGCUUUCCAUCAUCAUACCUGAGCUUUCCAUCACAGAUACCAAUCAAAUACUUCUGACUAGACAUUGUUAGGAUUGGGUUGUAAUUCAGCAUUCUCUGAGCAAAGGAGUACAGCAAGAGAGAGUUUAGGAAAUACUACCCCGACUUAUUGUUUAUAUGUUGUUUUAAUAACUUGUAGGCUUUAAUUAAGUCAUUUCUAAUAUGAAGUACUCCAUAUAUAUAUAUAUUACAUUAUAAAUCACCUCCUAUAUGAAACAGCAUAGUAUACUUGCAGUACAGCUGUUAUUGUUGCAUUUUAUUUUUGUUGCUAAGCUAUCACUUGGAAUACGUACCUGAUGGGCUGUACUAGUGAUUUGAGCUUACCUGUUGACUCGUAACAACUUCUCUGUUCAGGCUUAUGGAAUGACAUCAAUUGUGAAAUUGAGCAUAGAUUUAUCUGCGAAAGGCAUAACAGUUCUGCCCCUUCAACUGUUGCUCCGACAACGCCUGAACCUCUUGGAGGCUGUCCUCAAGGCUGGCACUUCUUCGGUAACAAGGUAACUAAUACAGCUUUUGCAAAUAUAUUAGUAUAUCAGCCUUUUUUCAGAUACUAUGGUACAGACAAUGAAUACUUUUCCAGAGUAGUUGAAUAUGCACAGAUUGCCCUCCAUGUCCAUAGUUCUAUUCUAUAGAUUCCACAUCCUCCCUCAGCCUUCAGUACAUGCUAUGAAGACUGAAAAGGUCUGUUGAGCUGCAAAAAAGGAAGUAACAGUGAAAGUGAUAAAUAAUGUAAACUAAAACAAAACAAAACCUAAUUGUCAAAUAGGGGAAUUGGCAUUUUAAAAGCUCAAGAUAUAUGCAAGCUACAGAAAAGAGCAUUGAAAGUGGCUUCAAACUAAGUGUUCAGCAUUUUUUCGUGCUUUAAAGUUAAAUUAGCAUUUAUUAAAUGACCAUCUGAAAAAAUACAGACUGUUUUGCUCCCUAACCCAGAGCCCAAAUGCUGUUUUUCCAGGCCUCCUAGAGCCAACACUUUGAAGAGCCUUGUUCCUCAUUUCUGCCUUCCUCCAUCCUUGUCUGAUGGCAUCAUGUGAUGUAGGCCCUCUCUCAAUGGCAUAUCUGCACUUGCAGAGCUAUCAGCAGAGAUAACUGCCCUUUCUAGAGUACAUGAUUUCUCCCCAACCCUGAUCCCAUGGGAUUCCCCCUCCAGUUCGUGAAUCGGGGGUGGGGGUGGUUACAAUGACUCUAAAACCCAGUUAAACUAUCAGUUUCUGCUACUGCUAUCCCGGCACCGUUUCGUGACUCUUGACUGCAUUAAACAAUUCAUGGGUGAUGGAAUUUUGAAGUUUCCCCUGUUGUAAACAAAAAUUGCCCUUUUCCCUUAUGGGGUAUCCAAGAGCCCAUAUAGAGUCGUUACAUAGGUUCCCUAUUGGUAGGAGAGAAAUAACAGAGGCCAACCAGAGAAUAUUAAGAAGCAAAGCAGCUAGUAAGCUUGAUCUUUAUUGAUCUGUUGCAACAGGGUGCUCCCCUCACCCGCAGGAGAAAGGGAACCCAGAAAAAUGGCGCAGAAGGCCUUAUAAAGACUUUUGAAAUUGCCACCCUGUAGAUCAAGACCACCCCCAGAAACAUCAUACAUACAUCACAGAAGGGGUGUAACCUAAGACCACCCCUCAGAUACAUCAUACCUACAUCACAGAAAAAGGCAGAAAAGGCGGUCUUAAAACAGAAAUUUGAAUGUUGUUUUUCUCCUGUCGUUGUUUAUCUCCUGUCUGGCAGGUUACUUGAUUGGAUUGCCUGGGUAGCCUGGCCAAUCUUUUGUAGUGAUAAAUACUUAGUUCCUGGACCAGGUCACAGGGUCACACCCUAUUCAAACAAAGACAUACCCUUAAGACAGGAUUUGUGAAGGAAAAGACAAUGGGGAGGCUUUUCCAUUUUCCUUUGACCUUGCAGAGAAAACAUUUGGUCGGUUUAGGAAUCAAAAUGGUUCCAGGUUGGUCUUCUUGUGCUGAUCUAUGUACGUGCUUGGUUGGUACGCUUAUGAACAUUACCAUAAAUCUAAGACCAUAAAAUUCCUAUCACACCCUCUCCCUCACAGUGCUUCCAACUAUUUGGCCUUCAUGAAGAAGAAAGAAAAAACUGGUCUGAUGCACAAGCUACUUGUGAAGAUCUAGGAGGAAACCUGGCUAGUAUUCCAAACAAAGUCGUUCAAGGUGCGGUCAGUUGUUUUAAAACACUCUAGGGGCUGCUGCCCCUAGUAGCCAACUCUGCCUACCCACCAGUUUCCAUUCCAUUGCCAACUUUUCUUUCUUUAUGUAACCACCUCACCCCAGCUCCAUGUUCCCCAUCCCCUCAUAGCUUCACAAACCCCCACCCCAAUCCCUAUUCUCCACUACACCCAGCCAGUUAUGAGCGUGACUGCAGAUGUGUGCAAAUAUUUUAUAGGAAGUGGCCUCAUAUUUGAAAAGUCCUGGCACUCCUACUCAAGGUAUCUUCCUGUCAGAGGAAUUACUGGAAUGUGAUUCUAGCCAUGACUAGUAUCUAGUGAUACUAACCAUUUAUUAGAUAAAGGGCAUUAGUUUAACAAAUCUGUCAUGUAAAUAUGUGUCUUUAUUUUCAUUCAGCAUUCCUGACACUGCAUUUACAAAGUGCUUCCACUGAUCCUUGGAUUGGACUGAGUAAUACUUUUAGUCGAGGCACAUUUGUAUGGAAAGAUAGAAGUGUUGUCUAUUAUACAAACUGGGCCAAAGGCUUCCCACUUGGGAAUUAUGAUGUAAGUACUGCCUGUGUGGGCUUUCAUCUCUUUCUUUUGGAUCCAUGAAGCUACUGUCAUAGUGGAUAUCUAAUCCCUCCCAGCAGAUUGCAAAAUUGCAAGUAAAACUGGUGUCGAAAAGGGGCAGAACGCAGAAAUCCCCAAUUACGUGCGUCCUAUAACAGAACCCCGGUGUAAGUGGCUUCCAUAGGGGAGCCACAGAAUGAAUGUGGUUGGUCAAGGGAGCCAUGGACUCAAAAAGGUUGAAAACUGUUGCUAUAGAAGAAUUGGGAUUCAAAAUGACUGCAACAGAUUAGACAACGGCUUCAAUGGGUCCAAGAAAUCCCAAUCAAAAUGUAAUCAAUGUUACUCUCCGCCUCCUGCCCCUUAAAACAGGAAAUGUCCUCUGUAGUAUUUAUUUUAUUUUUAUUUAUUUUAUUUCUAUACCGCUUUAUAUUUUUAAGAAAAACCUCAAAGGGGUUUACAGCAUAUUAAAUCAAUAAAGCAUAAAUAAAACAAUCUGAAGAAAGUCAAAUAUAGAGUAUACAGUCAAAGCAACGUAACAGAAAACUAAAAUAUCUUAAAGAUUUCAAAAUAAAACAUUGCAAAGGAGGUCAACUACAGAAUGCAUACGGUAUUUAACAUAGUAGGGCUGGGUGAGUCUGGGCCCUGCCUCCUAGGCCAGGUGGAAAGGGCCUUGCGAUACAAGGGCUGUAUAACAAAUUUGACCAAGUUUCAGACCAAAACAAAGACCAGAGGCAUUUCUUCUUGGAAUAAUAGUCAGACAUCCCCAAGGACCCCCCCCCCCAAAAAAGAGUAUUUUUCUAUGCAACAACUGCAGCUCGGAUUUUAUAUGCUCAAAAAUGGAGGGGGAGAGAGCAGUCCCAAUGAGGGAGGAAUGGCAGUUGAGGAUGACAGAAUAUGCAGAACUGGCUAGUUUAACCAGCAGAAUUAGAGACAAGAGGAAAGCAUAUUUAAGGAGGGUUGGAAAAUGUUUCUAGAGUACAUGAGGAAUCAUUGCAAACAGAUUAGAACAUUAGUAGGUUUAAAUUCAGCAGUAUAAGUUAUGUUGAGAUAAAAUGAGAAAGAAAAAAUAAGGAAUGACUAGAAUGUGCAGCUGCAAUGGAUGGUUGGAGGAAGCUGUGGAAAGGUGGAAGGGAAGUCAAUGUUUAAUUCUUUAAUGUAUGGUUAUAAUGAAUGUAAAAUAAUUUGAAUGGUGAAAAUCACAAAAAAUUGGGGUGGGUGUGUUUCAAACCAAAACAGGCUGAUUUGGGGAGAUCCAGGCAUCAGUUGAGUAAGGCUGAUAUAGCUCUGGAUCACUGUGGGUUACACCUGGUUGGGUGGUCCAGAGUAAUCCAUGGUUAUCAGUGGGUGGAGCAUUAAGUAGGGAAGAGAGGCAGACAUCAGGUGUGCAAAGGCAAAGAGUAAGGUGGCUCUUGUUUGACUUGUUACUUUCUUACAUUUUCGUUCCUUAGAAAACCGUCUGCGUUUUUAUAACGAAGAAACCUGAAAGAGAGGCAGGAAAUUGGAGAAGUGGAAAUUGUUAUUCAAAGAAAAGCUACAUCUGCCAAAGAAACACUGGUACGUGUUUAGAAGAGAAGUAACAGAGAACAUUGCUAAAUCCAUCUUAAUGAGUCCCAACCUGUUUUCUGUGCCAUUUCAUUUUGGCCAGAAAGAAAACUGGAUUGUCAGCAAUGUAGUAGAGAUUCCAUACUCCCUAUUAUACAGCAAAGAAAGCAGCAGUCAUGACAGCAUAAUUUUAUACAUGCACUGAAGUGAACCGUGAUGCCAAAGAAGCAUAGUUACUAUAUGUGCCUACCAAUAUGCAACUUGAUUUUUCUACAGCUCAUGCUAAAAAUAGGACAGUAUGAGGCUGCUGACAUAGGUUUAGUUCUCUUCUAGUGUAAUAAUAUGGAGCCCAGUUCAGUUGAUCAAAUCACAGGCUUCUCCACUGACCUGUUCAAUUUUUUAAAUUUUUUUAAAAAAGACCCAAACCCCAUUUGUACAGCCACACUCCUUGGAGGGUGUUUAUUAAACCCACCUUGAAAAACUGCAUAGUCUUUGGAAACAAUGAAGAUGGGUUUCAAAUAGGUCUGUGAAUACUUAUUAGGAAUUUGAUUGUAAAGAAAAUGUAUUCUGUGGUCUGAUCCAGAUCUGUCUUUAAUUAAAACUUGGACUUGUCCACAUUUAAAAGUACACAACAAGGUUUCUAAAUGUUUCAUUUCAGCUUUGUAUAAGAUGUUGCAGGAUGAUUGUAUUCAGAAAUUUAACAGAAGCAUAGAAUGGUAGAGCCAUCAAGUCCAACCCUCUUCAAUGCGGGAAUCACAACUAAAGAAUCCCUGACAGGUGGCCUUCCAACCUCAGUUUAAAACAGAACUGUUUCGGUGUCAGGUGAAAUGAAAUUUAAGGAUAGUGUAAUGUGUAAAAUGAGCUUUUGCCUUUUCUCUUUAUUGCUUUCCUAUAGACCUUGCAUUAUCACGCUCUGAAAUGACGAUUCCAGUCUCUGGCUAUACCCUCUUUGGAAACAGCAGUUACUCUCUUGCUGGCCCCAAAAUGACAUGGGAAGAGGCCAGGAAAAAAUGCAAUUCUGAACAGGCAGAGCUUGCCAGCAUUUGGAAUCCCUACAUUCAGUCAUUCCUGUGGCUACAGGUGUUAAAAUAUAGGCAGCCCAUGUGGAUUGGCUUGAACAGCAAAAUGGUGAGUAUAUGCAGUUAACAUUAGUGUAUUCACAUCAAAGGUUUGUAUUCAAAGGUGUGUAGUUAGAAAGUGCAGGGCUUUUAUUAACUCAUUUUAUUGAGCAUAACUUCCCCCAAACAGCUUUGGAUAUAACCAAUUGAUAAUGUAUAAACAUCCAUAAUAACCCAAAAGGUUUUGCCAAAAGAGUCCCUCCAGCCAAAGGCAACUCAACCACUCUGCAUUUCUUGUUUAUCUCCCAGAGAGAAAAUCCUUUUCUGUUUCUCAUACACACACCCUCAGAGGAAUUGCCGAUUCAGAAAUAAUAUCCAUUAAAUAAUAUCAUUUAAAGCACAGUAAUACCUUUCAUGAGCAUUCUCAGAAGUACCAACUCCUGUACAGAAUCCUGCUAGGGUGGCAUGCAUGUGAUUAAACAAAAGAAGAAGAAGAAGAAGAAGAACCUUUGCCUUCACUCUCAUCUGUGAAAAGAAAAAGGUUCCUCAUGCAGUAACUUAAUUCUCCAAUGCAUAGGUCUUAUCUCUUGUAAAUCCUUUUUUUUUUUUUAAUGAUAUUUAUUAAAAGUUUAAGAAUUACAGAAAAAAAGAGAAAAAGAAAACAACAAAAAAUUGACAAAGAUAAAAAGAAAAGCAUAAAAAACAAUACAACAAUACAGCAAAAAAACACACAAUAACAUUAAAACACACAUCCAAUGUUCCAUAUCUUUAUCUUUCAUUUACUUGUUUCAUCGACCUCCUCACACCUCCCUUUUUGUAUUCUAAUUUAAUUUAAUUAAUUGUUUCAGCAGAUUCUUUCCAUCUUUCUCAAUUUUUAUUAUGUAAUUUAUCUUAACGAUCUAACCUUUUAAUUAACUCAGCAAAUCCUUUCCAUCUUUCACUAUAUUCUGUCAUUCAAUUUACCUUAAUUUAUUUAACCUUAUCUUACCAUAAAAAAACCUUAAAACUUAAUGUACAUAACUCCUUAUAUCAUUUCUACUAAGUACAUAAUGUACAUAACUCCUUAUAUCAUUUCUACUAAGGCCAAAUAGUUUCAUUCCAACAUUUUUCCUAAUACUCAUUAAUUUUACACUAAUUCUCAAAAUAAUUUUUUUAAAAAUUUCUUCCAAUCUUCAUCCAACGUCUCUUCUUCCUGGUCUCGGGUUUUGUCAGUCCUUCUUGUCCAUUCCAUCUAGUCCAUCAACCUGGUGAUCUUAUGUCCGAGGCUCUUAAGUCAUUUCCAUGUCCCUUCUGCAGAUCUUCUUCUUGUUUAUACCUGCACUUUACUUUGUCUUUUGUUGAUCUUUUUCUUAAUUUCUUUCCUUUCUCAUUGGGGGGUAGGUCUCGGGGGGACUCCAAUCCAAAAAUAUCUCCAUCUCUCCUCAGCAGAUCAGCCCAUUCCCCACAGUCCCAUUCCCCACAGUCAACACUGUAAUCCAGAAAGUAUUUAAAAGCAUGUUUCAAGGUCCUUCCAAAAUUAAGAGCCCUCACAACUCCAGGCCCCCCCUGGUCCACUCCAGAAUCAAACUUCAAGAACAGCGGCUUAUGCUCCUGCAAGGCCUCGGAUAUCUCCAUUUGUGUUACUUGAGGUUCAGCAGCAACCUCCUCCAUUAUCUUCUGCACUUGCGCUUGCCCUGUCAAAACAAGUUCCUGGGCUGGUUCCUGAAUGGUUUCUAUAUGGGUAUUCGCCGUUUGUCCAAAGUUUUUAACUGCAACAGUCAUCAAAUCCAUCUUCUCAUGCAUCUGCUCCAGCAAGAAGCUUGUCUUGCAAAAAGCAAGCACCAAAACUUCUUGUAAACACAUUUUUAUUCAAGGUCAGAGUCUGGUCUCACGAUCCUAAUCUUACAGCUGUGAAAUCCCCAGAUCGACUCCGGCAACAAAUUAACAAGCUCCCUCUAGAGGAGACAAUUUCUACUUGUAUCCAUCUUUUGAAAGCAGGAUCAACAAAAAAAAAAUUACUUUCAUUUUUCAAAUACUUUGUUUCUUUUAAAUGCAAGAAGCAACAUUGGAGUCAAUUUGUUUCUCUUUUUUUUACUAUCUGUCAAAAGACGUUCCAUUCACAGUCGAUGAACUUCCCCAUAAAUUUCUGUCUCUGACACCCCAUUCCCAGGUUUGAGACGGUGGAAAUUUAUCUUUCUUUACUCUCUCUCCUGCAGGCUUAAACAGUCAAAAAUCCCCCCUUUUCUCCUGCUUCCAAGAGGGGUUUUGGUGGUAAUAUCUGAAGGAAAUUUAGACCUUUAUAUACGACUUUCCAGACUUUAGCUUACAAAGUUUUUGCUUCAAUCUAUUUACAAAAAACAGGAGGAGGACUUCUUGUUUAGAACCUUCCCGCUUCAGUGCCAAAUUAAAAUGUUUCUUAAUCCAAUUUUCCGUUCUACUCACGGGUACUUGUUUAGAGUCCAAUUGUCCACAGGAAAAAGUCAGCGCUCUCCAGCAACGGCUGUGCGGCUUCACUCUGUAAAAGUAGCGGUUGAUUCAAAACACCGCGCCACUCACCCCACGUCGCUUCGGAUCCCCGAAAAAGGGUUUCCCUGCAAGUAGGGGAGGCACUCCCGGUGUCAGCCGAAUCCCACGUUCCCAGGCUUCCUCCGCCUGGGAUUUUUAGAGGGUCUCUGCCUUCGCCGCGGCAGCAAGACCCGAUUUUCAUGGAACGGGUUCCUCCCGGUCAGAGGAACUCUGCCAUUGCCGAUGGCACUGACCCGGAAGUUCUCUUGUAAAUCCUAUACCUCCCAGAGCGGCUGGAGCAACCCAGUCAGAUGGACGGGGUACAAAUAAUAAAAUAAUAAUUAUUAUACAUUAUGUUUAUAAGUCCUAUAUAAAGGUCAGUUGUCAGACAAGAAGAUAAGCAAUUCAAGAUGUUUUCUGCUGUGCAGCUGCAUUUACAUUCUCUUUUCUUCAUGCUGCUUCUAUCUGCAGCAAAUACACACACAAGGGCUUACAACCAGCAUAUAUUAAUGGAGGCAACUACCUUUCCAUAUUACUUCAGAUGUUAUAAAUAUAACAAUACCAGAAUGAUUUUCCUGAAAGAUUAUUAAGGGAAUGAAUGUGUGUGGACAUUAGAAUGAAGGAGAAACCAAAGUAAAUCACAUGAAGUGCAUCUUAUGGGAAAUGAACCUCAAAGGUUUUUUUCAAGUGUUGUUCCACUGUGCAUUUGUAUUUUAGACUGGUGAGCAAUACAAGUGGAUCAACAACCGGAGACUGACAUAUACUAAUUGGGCUCCUGAAGAGCCAAAGCAGAAGAUAGCCUGUGUCUACCUAGACCUUGAUGGUCACUGGAAAACAGGAACUUGCAAUGAAACAUUCUUCACUGUCUGUGAGCGACAUCAUGGUAAUCAAAGAAAAAUAUCUGUUUUAAUAUGAGACAUCAAACUCUAAUUUCAAUAAGGUCCCCAUUUGAGCACAGAGAUGAGAAAAGUGUUCUUGGUACUUCUGCCUCUUUCAUAGGAAAUAAAUGAACAAUAUGGUACUAUUCAAACUAUCAAAUGAUAACAAAUAGAUCAGUGAAAAUAGAGUGGAGUUUACAAUAAAGAAUCCAGUAUCAGAUAACUCCAUUUAGGUCCCACUGGUUUUAACUGAAGAGACAUAGGAGCGUUGUUGUUUUUAAGAAAACAUUUACAACUUUCUAAUUUUUUAUUUUCAGGCGAUGUUGACUUUCUAAAGCUAUUAAUCCUUCCAUGUCUCAGGAGGUUCACUGCAAUGCUUUACCCACAAGAGCAGAUGUUACAGUUUUGGGAUGCAUAACAUUAUCCCAUAAUUCUUUGUAGACAAAUUGGUCUGAAAAAAUGCAAACACGAGAGAAGCAUAUGUGGGUUAAAAAGCACACCCUGUCAUCUGUCCAGGUGUCUUUGAGCUAGGCACCUUGAAAAUUCAUUUUGUGGUGAGAAAGAAUGAAAGGAUUUUCUUUCCACCUCUGAUGCAAGUUUGACCUGUCAAUCAAAAACAAAGCUCUCCUUCCUUGUCCCCUCCCCACUGUGAUGUCUGCUGUACCUUCCCCCGUCAUGUGAUGCUGGUGUUCUGGUACACUCAUUUUCACAUUCAGCAAGCUCUUGUCUGAAGCAGUUUGUUUCAAUCGUUGCUCUACAUCCCCUUGUGAGUGGAGCACAUUUGUCCAGUGGCAUGGCAGCUCUAGGAUGGGGUGAGCAUGAGCUUCCUGUUUCUCACAGGGCAAUUUCAAGAUCCAGUUGGAGGCUGAGAAGUCUCAAGGGAUUUCACGAGGGGCUGGUGGGCCAAGGGCUUCAAAGCCUCAAAGACACAUCUGUCGGGACCAUUUUCUUGACCAUGCUUCCUGACCUGCCCCUCCCCUCGGUGUUAGUACUUCAUCAAAUUCUUUGGGUGUCUUCCUGUUUUACCUUCAUAAGCUGCAAACCUGCAGCUGCUGCAGAAAUAUCUGGAUUGCCAUCAAGCACUUCCAUGGUCCCUGCUUUGUGCAAAUAGUGCGAACAGAUUCCAUUUCACCUUGUACAAGCCCAAAAUUCCUCUAAGGUACCCUGCUUCAUCCCCUGAUGCAUGAUUUGUCCAAAUGUUUUUCACACCCCUAGUAUUUAUAGAUUUUUCAGGUAACUAUAAUUUUUUGAAAAAAAGAAAAAUAUGUUUUUUCCAUAACAGGUGACAUCCCAGCGGAAGCACCACAGCGCCUAGGAGAAUGCCCUUCAUCAAAAGGAUACCCAAAAGCUUGGGUUCCUUCUCGGACUCAUUGCUAUCAAUUCUACCCUACGUCAGAUACAUGGGCAAAAGCAUUCAUAAGAUGUUCUCAGCUAGGUGGGUGCCAUUUCAAAUCAGAUCAGUUAGUAUCCAAUACUAUAGAUAGAACAGUCCCUUUGAGUUCAGUGGGACUUAUAGUGGAUACAGGAUUCUGAACUUUGACCAGAGACAGAGGCUGAAAUUCCUGCCAACAACAAAUGUGUGUUAUCUUUGGGGCAGUGGGGUUCUCUGGAUGAAAACUGUGUUGUUUUAAUCAGUAAGAUUCAUAAGGUUGGACAAACCAGGAGGAAUGGAAGAAAUAACCCUUCACCCAGAAACUUAUUUCUUAUUUCCUGAAUCCAACAACAGAAAGUUUUAGCAUUAAAAGAAUAUUGAGAGAGACCAGUAUACAGGCCGGACACCAGGAAUCAACACCAUUAGGCUGCUGUCCUGAGCCUUCUCCUCUGAUGGACUCACCAUCCAGUCUUUCUCCCCUUCACUUGCUUUCUCCCCAAGCAGGCAUGGUGUGGUCAGAAAGCUUGGUUUCUGUGGCCUGCCAUUUUAAUUUCCCCUAAAUACGUAUGAGCCCAGACUGAGUAUUUCUCCACUGUUGGGGGAAUUACAAUGGUAUGUGCAAAUGGCAGUGCCUUUUUCCUGGUGGUGAUGUAGGUGCCUAAUGCAAGACUUGGCGAAUUAAGGCAAACAUAGGGGAGAUGAAGUGGGUAGAAUUGCCAGUGCCUUGAAAAUGAGUUUCACUAACUCAUGUCUUCAUUUCCCUAGAAAGGUGCUGUCACCCACCCCACUGUUGCUGCCAUCUUGGUCUGCCAGCAAGUCUCCAUUCAGUUUUCAUUUCCUUCCCACCAUAUCUACCAGUCCAGAUUACUUAUACUAUUAUUUCUCCUUGCAUCACUGCAGCUCAUUAAAUGAAACUUGUAUCCUGCUUCAGACUGAUGGAUCACAUUGCAACAAUUUCUAUUUGAUUAAAAAAAUGAAUUAAUUAAAUUGCUUCUGCUUUAGAGGCUGGCACAGCAGACAUGACAUCAAAAGCACACUGUACUUUUGCUUCUGUCUUCUGAUGAUCUUUUCCCCAACUUAUCAAUAUAAAAUAUCUUGACAGAGUGUUAGCUUUCUCUUGGGUUGAUGCUAGAAAGCUGUAGAAAUGUUUUUAGUGUACUGUAACUUGAAGAACAGGGCGAAUUAUGGUGGGGUUUUUUAAGUAUUAAAGCUCCAUUUUUUGUGAAGCAUCUACCUUGCAAAUUAUUUUCUGUUGAAAUUUGACUGAAUGGCUUUCUUUUUCGUUAUGCACUUAAUAAAUGGACGAAGUUACAAAGGUUCUUCUCCACUAAAACAUUAACCAAUUGAACAGCAAUCACAGAGAUUUGAAAGACAUGGAUAUACAGUAGAGGCUGGUGCCCAUUUGGACUCGGAGGGCAGAAGGCAGGGAAGCCAAGAGUAAGUGAAGCCAACACAAGUUGGCAGAGCUAAAGCCAGUGAUAGGCAGAACCCAACCAGCUCCAGUUUGUCCCCAUCCUCCUCCCUGCUGACUUACACAAAGGCAACUCUGAGACAGACAGGAAGUGCAGCCCCUCAGUUAUAAGUAAAAAAGUGGGGCUGGUCGAGGGCACAUUGAGUUUGGUGGGGCAAUGCCCUACGUGCUCUGAAAGGAUCAGCCUCCAAUGGGCAGACACUUUCUCUUAGAUCUCUAUAACUUCAUAUUGUUGCCAGUACCAGUCUUAGCCUAAUGGGCUGUUUUAUGUUUAUUUUUAAUGGGAAGACAAAUUUUAAUGAGUUGACUUUACCCAUUUGAUGUUUUCUAGGUAGCACCUUGACUUCAAUAGAAGAUUUAGCUGAGCAGGAAUUUUUGGUGGAACACACUCAGCAAUUCCGUCAACGAGAAUUUUGGAUAGGAUUAUUCCAAAAUAUAGAUGGUGAUUGUUUUACAUUUAAUAUUUAUUUUUAAGAUAACAGAUUUGCAAUAUUUAUCCAUGUAUAUAAGUAUGUUAAAAUAUGGCACACAUUUAUUUCUUUAUAAAAUGAAAGAGCUCAGCUGGAAAUGCCGUCAGUGUUAGCAAACAGAGCUAGCAAAUUCACCCCCGUUUGCAUUUAUGACUACACUUGGCAAGCAUUCAGGGGGGGAAAACUCACUCAUGUUCAGAGUAGUAUCUCCUGGCAUGUCCAUUAUCAUGUUGCCUUCUGCCCCUCCAAGGGAAUUGUCGUUUGCUUUCUUGUACCCUUUCCCCACAUCCUAGUGCAAGCCAUGGAAGAGAGGUGUCUAGCAAUAAUUAAAUCCACAAUAAAAAGUAAUGAUAAAGAAGCAAUAUCAAACCAUUGGAGAAACAACUUUAAGAAGAACAUUUAAAUAGGCUGGAUGUUAAAACAUUUUUAAAAAAUUAAAUUACUGAAGAAAACAGAAAGUACUUCCAACCACAUCAUCUCAGUAGGCCAAAACUGUCUUUAAAUCAAAAGCAUGUAGUCCCUUCAGCGAGGGGGCAAAAUGAGCCUUUCUUGGCAGGGAAUUCCAAAUCCCUGGAGCAGCUGUUGAGAAGGUCCAUUAUCAACUUCCUCUAAAAUAGACACCUGAUGUAGGUGGGACAGAUUAGAAAGGCAUCUUCGGAAGAUCUGCACACUUUUAAAAUAGGUUAAGGUAGUCUUCAGGUUGCCUGAUCCCAAGCCAUUUAUGACUUCUGCCUGAGUAAACAUGCAUUGCAUUUGACUGCCUGAAACUUCCAUAUUGUCAGACUUAUUAAUAAAAUUAGGGGGGAGAGAUAGUUUCCUCUUCUCAUUCUACUACUUGUUAAUUCAGUUCAUUAUAUGAAGACAGAAGAGCUAGUCAUUUGCCACCAAAACAGAGUUGUUGGGAUUUGCUACUGAUUUAGCAAAACAGUUAAUUAUGGCUUUGAUCUGGAGUGCCCCCUCUUUCCCAGGACACCCACAUAUCUUUAUCUAAAUGCUGUUUCUGAGAGCCAGCAGCCAUUCGAAAAUAUAUGGUUUGGGGACAAGGGGGGCAGUAAUGGCAGAAAUCAGAGAUAUCCUCACCAUUUUUCACAAGCAGAAAAAUGUAGGACAUAAGCUUAUAUCAGCAAUGUAUUAUACAAUAAUUGAGGUUGCAUGCAUAUGUUCCAGACUGAAAAAGCUUCAGAAGAAGAACAGCAAGUAUACUUUUAAAAUGAAUUUCCAAUAUAGAAUGCACUGCAACGUGUUGCUCUUCCCUUUAUAGUCAUUAUAACAAUCAUGUACUUUUGUAAUUAGGAGAAUGGGUAUGGGAAGAUAACACUGCACUGGAUUUUAUUAACUGGAAAGGUGAAUACCCCAUAUUUGAUCCAGAAUAUGAAUUUAUGGGACCUGCUUCUGGUCUUCCUGAAUAUGUGAACGAAUGCAUUUUCAUGUACGGUGAUAGUGGAGAGUGGAUCCGGGGAAACUGCAAACAUUCGCGUGGAUUUAUUUGUAAAACAAACAAAGGUAAGACUUCAAUGUUUAUUAUAGUUGAUUUAGUGAUACCUAUGAUACAAAGCAGUAUCUGAACGCUGAGAAGACUUGCAGGUCUUUUUUCAGCCAGAAUUCACUGGAACUCAUUUCCAGCACCUAUCAGGUGGGCGCCAUUGCCAUUAUAAGAGAAGAGAGGCGUUCAUGGUGAGUUCCGGCAUCUCUUUUUCUAGAAAAAUAGGAGUGGAGACUUGUAUAGAAUCAAUAAUACACUCUUGUCUAACUGUUCUCUGGCUAGAUUCAUACUACUAGAAGUAUAUCUUUAUCUGUCCUCGUCUUAAAUUUAUCCAUGAAUUCACGUCUAUGGUUCUGCUGCCCAGAUGAGGUGGGUUUCCAGGUUCAAGCCUGCUUAUGGGACUGAGGUGGCUUUUGUGGCCUUGGCAUAUGACUUAUACCAGGAGUUGGACAGGAAGAGUGUGGCCCUGUUGGUUCUGCUGAACCUUUCAGCAGCUUUUAAUACCACCAACCAUGGUAUCCCUUUUGUGCUGCCUUGCUGGGAUGGGACUUGGAGGCACAGUAUUGGCUGUUGUCCUGUGUUGUCCCUCAGGGUUCUGUUCUGCCCCGCAUGCUAUUUAAUAUUUAUAUGAAACUUCUGGGGGCGGCUGUCUGGGGUUUCAGGGUUCAGUGUCACCCAUAUGCUGAUGACACCUACCUAGCUCUAUUUCUCCUUUCCACCUAAAUCCAAGGAAGCUGUCUCGGUUCUAAACCAUGCCUGUCAUCUGCAAUGGACUGGAUGAGGGCGAACGAACUGAAACUCAAUCCAGCAAGAUAGAGGAGCUCUUGGUCAGUUGGAAGGCAGAACAGGGAAUAAGGAUUCAGCCUGUGCCGGAACGGGUAACAUGCCCCCUGAAGACAUAGGUUCACAGUUUUGACAUGCUUCUGAGCGCAGAUGCCUAGGUCUCUCUGGUGGCCAGGAGUGCAUCUCCGCAGUUAAAGCUAGUGCAUGAGCUGCUCACAUUCCUUGAGAUAUCUCAUUUGGCCAUACACCUUAGUUAAAUCCUGCUUGGAUUAUUUUCAUGUGCACUAAGUGGGUAUGCCUUUGAAAAGUGCUCAGAAACCUCAACUAUCUCAAAGAGAUGAAGCCAGACUCUUGACCAUGGCUGCUUAUAUAAGGGAGCAUAGAAAUCCCUUGUUACAUUAGCUUUAUUGUAUAAUUUGCUAUGGUAUAUUUUAUUGCCCCUUAAGCAUAUCCUUUAUUUUACAGUUUUUGAAGAGGCAAGUGGAGUACCUACAAAAAGUACAGGUAAGACUGUUUUAUGAAAAUAACCAAGUUAAAAGUAUAGGCAUGUAUAGUCCAGAGCACUGGACUAAAAGUAUAGGCAUGUAUAGUCCAGAGCACUGGACUAAACAUCCCCCCCAAAAAAACCUUCCAGUUCAAAAUUAAAGAGACAAAUGUCUGAGGGUCUUUUGAGAGGAUUAACUUUGACAGGUAGUGGACGUCCUUAAAAUGAUUGCUGGCAACCGUUUACUCCCAUCCCACCCCCCAAAAAUUAAUUAUCCAGGUGUAGCAUUGUUCUAGGGCAUUCUGGGAGGGAAAUGGCAGCUGCCACACAGAAACAGAAGUGUCACUCCUAGCUGCUUACUCACAUAGGCUAUGUUGAGGAAUCACGGCACCAAACCCCUUCAGACUAGUAACUGUAAGUUGUCACAGAUUCCAAAGGCAAGCUUGUACUCUGAUUCACUUCCAUGUGGGAGCUUAAUAUCACAUAUCACAAAUAGGACAUAGGCUGCAGGUUUUGUUUGUUUUUAUCUGAUCAGAUUUUUCACAGAAAGAGUAUAUCUAAAUUAAAUUGGGGUGGAGGGGAGAUAAAAGUACUUUGAUGCCAAUGUUGUCAUGUAGAUGCUGCAAAAUAAAUCUAAAAAGCACAGGAGGAGCACUUAUCCCACCACAGACCAGCACAGUCCUCUUUGGGUCCCACUAUUAUAACGCAUGUGACAAGAAAUGACAAGAAAGCCCAGACCACAAAGAAAAAAGAAUUGCCGGAAGAAAUAUCAACAACCUAAGAUAUGCUGAUGACACAACUUUGAUGACAGAAAGUGAGGAGGAAUUAAAGAACCUUUUAAUGAGGGUGAAAGAGGAGAGCGCAAAAUAUGGUCUGAAGCUCAACAUCAAAAAAACCAAGAUCAUGGCCACUGAUCCCAUCACCUCCUGGCAAAUAGAAGGGGAAGAAAUGGAGGCAGUGAGAGAUUUUACUUUCUUUGGCUCCAUGAUCACUGCAGAUGGUUACAGCAGUCACGAAAUUAAAAAAAACCGCCUGCUUCUUGGGAGAAAAACAAUGACAAACCUAGACAGCAUCUUUAAAAGCAGAGACAUCACCUUGCCAACAAAGGUCCGUAUAGUUAAAGCUAUGGUUUUCCCAGUAGUGAUGUAUGGAAGUGAGAGCUGGACCAUAAAGAAGGCUGAUUGCCAAAGAAUUGAUGCUUUUGAAUUAUGAUGCUGGAGGAGACUCUUGAGAGUCCCAGGGACUGCAAGAAGAUCAAACCUAUCCAUUCUUAAGGAAAUCAGCCCUGAAUGCUCACUGGAAGGACAGAUCCUGAAGCUGAGGCUCCAAUACUUUGGCCACCUCACGAGAAGAGAAGACUCCCUGGAAAAGACCCUGAUGUUGGGAAAGAUGGAGGGCACAAGGAGAAUGGGACAACAGAGGAUGAAAUGGUUGGACAGUGUUCUCGAAGCUGCCAGCAUGAGUCUGACCAAACUGUGGGAGGCAGUGGGAGGCAGGAGUGCCUGGCAUGCUCUGGUCCAUGGGGUCACAAAGAGUUGGACACGACUAAAUGACUCAACAACAAUAACAACAACAACAACAAGUUAAAGUCCAAAGCCAGUAAUUAAAUUAAGUUUACAUUGCACUCGCCAUAGGUGCCACCUCCCUGGGGCCCUGGAUGCCCGAGCACCCACAAAGUUCCCCAUGAAGGGGCCGGGCACCCACUAAUUUCAGUGCCAGGGCCAUGCAUGCUGCGUAUCAGAGACCAGGCUGAGGAGUACAACUCUGAUGAGGAAUGGUAGGAGCCUACCCCUCCCCCUGCUCAUGGCCAGGAUAUUGAAACUCCACAGGAGCAGUGGAGUAGUGUUGAUUUGGAACAAUGGUUCACUGAGGGGCACAGUUCAGAAAUCAAUAGUUGGGCAUAACUGGGAGGUGAAAGCAAGAAGACCAGGAAGAGAGUGAGCUAGCAGACUCUCUUGCACUGGAAGAUGUGCAGCAUCUCAGUCCCAAGGCUAGGAGAUUAGAUAAGCUGGCUGUGCAAAAGGCUCAAUGAUUGAGAGGUCAGGUGGCCAGGAGACGAGAGGAUGGAAGUGACUAGAGGGAAGUAGGAGGAACCUUAACUGGGAACACCUGCACUCUGAGAAUGGUCGCUUGUUCCUUUGCUGCAUUCAUUAAACAUUUCUAUUACUAGUAAGAGACUGCUUUCUCUUUGUACUGCUUAUCUACGGCAUGGCCCCCACAGUCACAGGGCCAAGUUGGCACUCCUGGCACUCACUCUGACCCCAUAUUGGAGGGGCUGUAGCAGCAUGGAUGCCUCUUUUACAUGGGAUAAUUGGGGCCUCAAUGAACUCUCUAACUGAGGCAUCACUCAUCAUCUUGGGUGACUCCUUCUUCUUGAGUACAAGAAUUCUGAGUUGUUCACUACUAUUUUGUUUGGAGGGUUGCUGUCUUUCUGAAAGUGCUCAUUUAGGGUUGUCAUAUGUCUGGAAUCUCCCAGACAUACACGGAAUACUGCAGUCAGCAGCAGUGUCUGGGCGGAAAUCGGGAAAAUGUCCCGGGAAAUCUGGGUGAAUGGCAGCCCAUGUUGGUAGUGCCGUUUUUGCUGAUUUCCCAUAAAAAUAGUUUAAAAAUGGCUUUUUUGAGAUUUUGCAAAACAACUUUUCUGUCUGGAUUUUCACCGUUUUAAAUAUGGCAACCCUAUGUCUUUAGUAGUGCCAUGGCAGGCAGAAUCAACAGCUCAACCUUCUGUAUGGGUCUGUAUGGAUGUUCUGCUGGGGAAAGUAUUUGAUGCUCUCUCUGUGCGUCUUACAUAUAUAUAUCCCCCCCCCCCCCGUAGAGCAAGAUGAUGUUCCAGCAUUACCGCAAGGCAGACUAAUGAUGGUGAUUCUCCCGGCUCUUCUCAUCGUUAUUGCUGUGGGUGUUGCAGUCUAUAUUUUCUACAAAAGAAGACACAGACAGCCACAAACUUUACUAGCGGAUGUCGAGACCCUUUCGCAUCAGGACAGCACAAUAGUUUCUCAGAAUCAGUACUCAGAAUUUAUUGUGGAGAAGCAAGAGGGGGAUUAACACAUUCAGGCUCAAAUGCUAUGCACAUUUACAUAAGAGUAAGUGCCACUGAACUUAAUAGGACUUACUUCUGAAUGAGCAGGUUUAGGUUUAUACUGAUAAUUAUUUCAAAGAAGUAACCAUUGUUGGGAAUUGUCCCAAUAUGCAGGUACACUUUCUACAAACGGAGUCAGGAUGUAGAAUGCUCUGAAUGUGUAAUGUUUAUUCAAUAAAAAUAUAUUCUAUGAAGAGUA
Molecule: messenger RNA, 46365 nt
Organism: Podarcis lilfordi (Lilford's wall lizard)
Lineage: Eukaryota; Metazoa; Chordata; Lepidosauria; Squamata; Lacertidae
Source: the annotation of a GenBank genome assembly